Pelobates cultripes (western spadefoot toad) is the source of this 60155-nucleotide messenger RNA. The record is from the annotation of a GenBank genome assembly. Lineage: Eukaryota; Metazoa; Chordata; Amphibia; Anura; Pelobatidae.
CCGCCGUGAUGACGUCAUGUGAGGUCGAAGGGAAAGGGAAGGAGUGAAGGCUUUGGGCCUAGGUUUACUAUGUAUCCGGAAUAAUAAGCCAUAACGGGAACGGCCAGAGAGCACUGUCCGACCGCAGGUAACCGGCGAGCCGCCAUCACCUAGCCCUGCUUCCUCACUGGCCGGCCAUUAUUGUCCUUGGCUGGGCUGUCAGUGCCGGCUGUGUACCGGCAAUGGGGGGAGCUGUGGGACUGAUACCGGCUCCCCUGCCUGGGGUCACUGCCACCCGCCCUCUAUAGCAAAACAUGGGGCUUGUUACAUAACUGCUGGGGGGGAGUCAUGGUGACAUUAAAUGCAGGAGAUAUUCUGCAGGAUGGGGGGGCUGUCAUGGUUACAUUAAAUGCAGGAGAUAUUCUGCAGGAUGGAGGGGGUGGCUGUCAUGGUUACAUUAAAUGCAGGAGAUAUUCUGCAGGAUGGAGGGACUGUCAUGGUACAUUAAAUGCAGGAGAUAUUCUGCAGGAUGGGGCUGUCAUGGUUACAUUAAAUGCAGGAGAUAUUCUGCAGGAUGGGUGGUGGCUGUCAUGGUUACAUUAAAUGCAGGAGAUAUUCUGCAGGAUGGGGGCUGUCAUGGUAAAAUGCAGGAGAUAUUCUGCAGGAUGGAGGUGGUGGCUGUCAUGGUUACAUUAAAUGCAGGAGAUAUUCUGCAGGAUGGAGGUGGCUGUCAUGGUUACAUUAAAUGCAGGAGAUAUUCUGCAGGAUGGAGGUGGCUGUCAUGGUUACAUUAAAUGCAGGAGAUAUUCUGCAGGGUGGAGGUGGCUGUCAUGGUUACAUUAAAUGGAGGAGAUAUUCUGCAGGAUGGAGGUGGUGGCUGUCAUGGUUACAUUAAAUGCAGGAGAUAUUCUGCAGGAUGGAGGGGGUGGCUGUCAUGGUCACAUUAAAUGCAGGAGAUAUUCUGCAGGAUUGAGGGGGUGGCUGUCAUGGUCACAUUAAAUGCAGGAGAUAUUCUGCAGGAUUGAGGGGGUGGCUGUCAUGGUCACAUUAAAUGCAGGAGAUAUUCUGCAGGAUGGAGGGGGUGGCUGUCAUGGUUACAUUAAAUGCAGGAGAUAUUCUGCAGGAUGGAGGCGUUGGCUGUCAUGGUCACAUUAAAUGCAGGAGAUAUUCUGCAGGAUGGAGGUGGUGGCUGUCAUGGUUACAUUAAAUGCAGGAGAUAUUCUGCAGGAUGGAGGUGGUGGCUGUCAUGGUUACAUUAAAUGCAGGAGAUAUUCUGCAGGAUGGAGGUGGCUGUCAUGGUUACAUUAAAUGCAGGAGAUAUUCUGCAGGAUGGAGGUGGCUGUCAUGGUUACAUUAAAUGCAGGAGAUAUUCUGCAGGAUAGGGGGGUGACUGUCAUGGUUACAUUAAAUGCAGGAGAUAUUCUGCAGGAUGGAGGGGGUGGCUGUCAUGGACACGUUAAAAUGCAGGAGAUAUUCUGCAGAAUGGAGGGAGGGCUGGCUGUCAUGGUUACAUUAAAUGCAGGAGAUAUUCUGCAGGAUGGGGGGUGGCUGUCAUGGUCACAUUAAAUGCAGGAGAUAUACUGCAGGAUGGGGGGGCUGUCAUGGUUACAUUAAAUGCAGGAGAUAUUCUGCAAGAUGGAGGUGGCUGUCAUGGUUACAUUAAAUGCAGGAGAUAUUCUGCAGGAUGGAGGUGGCUGUCAUGGUCACAUUAAAUGCAGGAGAUAUUCUGCAGGAUGGAGGUGGUGGCUGUCAUGGUCACAUUAAAUGCAGGAGAUAUUCUGCAGGAUGGAGGUGGUGGCUGUCAUGGUCACAUUAAAUGCAGGAGAUAUUCUGCAGGAUGGAGGUGGUGGCUGUCAUGGUUACAUUAAAUGCAGGAGAUAUUCUGCAGGAUGGAGGUGGCUGUCAUGGUUACAUUAAAUGCAGGAGAUAUUCUGCAGGAUGGAGGUGGCUGGUCAUGGUUACUGUCAUGGUUACAUUAAAUGCAGGAGAUAUUCUGCAGGGUGGAGGUGGCUGUCAUGGUUACAUUAAAUGGAGGAGAUAUUCUGCAGGAUGGAGGUGGUGGCUGUCAUGGUUACAUUAAAUGCAGGAGAUAUUCUGCAGGAUGGAGGGGGUGGCUGUCAUGGUCACAUUAAAUGCAGGAGAUAUUCUGCAGGAUGGAGGGGGUGGCUGUCAUGGUCACAUUAAAUGCAGGAGAUAUUCUGCAGGGUGGAGGUGACUGUCAUGGUUACAUUAAAUGCAGGAGAUAUUCUGCAGGAUGGAGGUGGCUGUCAUGGUCACAUUAAAUGCAGGAGAUAUUCUGCAGGAUGGGGGGAGGUGGUUGUCAUGGUUACAUUACAUGCAGGAGAUAUUCUGCAGGAUGGGGGGGGUGGCUGUCAUGGUUACAUUAAAUGCAGGAGAUAUACUGCAGGAUGGGGGUGGCUGUCAUGGUCACAUUAAAUGCAGGAGAUAUUCUGCAGGAUGGAGGCGUUGGCUGUCAUGGUCACAUUAAAUGCAGGAGAUAUUCUGCAGGAUGGAGAGGGUGGCUGUCAUGGUCACAUUAAAUGCAGGAGAUAUUCUGCAGGAUGGUGAGGUGGCUGUCAUGAUCACAUUAAAUGCAGGAGAUGUUUCCAGGAUGGGGUAUCUGUCAUUAUAAUAUUAAAUGCAGGAGUCACUGGUCACUGCAGUAUGGGUGGGUGGCUGUCAUGGUCACAUUAAAUGCAGACAAUGUUUGCAGAAUUGAGGUGGCUGUCAUGAUCACAUUAAAUGCAGGAGUUACUAUGCAGGAUGGGGGUGGCUGACAUAGUUCCAUUCAGUGCAGGAGAUGUCUGCAGGAUUGGGGUGGCGGUCAUGGUUACAUUAAAUGCAGGAGAUGUCUGCAACAUGGGGUGGCUGUCUUGCUCAGAUUAAAUGCAGGAGAUGUCUCAAUGAUGGGGGUGGCUGUCAUGCUCACAUUAAAUACAGGAGAUAUACUGCAGGAUGGGGGGGCUGUCAUGGUUACAUUAAAUGCAGGAGAUAUUCUGCAGGAUGGAGGUGGCUGUCAUGGUUACAUUAAAUGCAGGAGAUAUUCUGCAGGAUGGAGGUGACUGUCAUGGUCACAUUAAAUGCAGGAGAUAUUCUGCAGGAUGGAGGUGGUGGCUGUCAUGGUUACAUUAAAUGCAGGAGAUAUUCUGCAGGAUGGAGGUGGUGGCUGUCAUGGUUACAUUAAAUGCAGGAGAUAUUCUGCAGGAUGGAGGUGGCUGUCAUGGUUACAUUAAAUGCAGGAGAUAUUCUGCAGGAUGGAGGUGGCUGUCAUGGUUACAUUAAAUGCAGGAGAUAUUCUGCAGGAUAGGGGGGUGACUGUCAUGGUUACAUUAAAUGCAGGAGAUAUUCUGCAGGAUGGAGGGGUGGCUGUCAUGGUCACAUUAAAUGCAGGAGAUAUACUGCAGGAUGGGGGGGCUGUCAUGGUUACAUUAAAUGCAGGAGAUAUUCUGCAAGAUGGAGGUGGCUGUCAUGGUUACAUUAAAUGCAGGAGAUAUUCUGCAGGAUGGAGGUGGCUGUCAUGGUCACAUUAAAUGCAGGAGAUAUUCUGCAGGAUGGAGGUGGUGGCUGUCAUGGUCACAUUAAAUGCAGGAGAUAUUCUGCAGGAUGGAGGUGGUGGCUGUCAUGGUCACAUUAAAUGCAGGAGAUAUUCUGCAGGAUGGAGGUGGUGGCUGUCAUGGUCACAUUAAAUGCAGGAGAUAUACUGCAGGAUUGAGGUGGCUGUCAUGGUUACAUUAAAUGCAGGAGAUAUUCUGCAGGAUGGAGGUGGCUGUCAUGGUUACAUUAAAUGCAGGAGAUAUUCUGCAGGGUGGAGGUGGCUGUCAUGGUUACAUUAAAUGCAGGAUGGAGGGGGCUGUCAUGGUUACAUUAAAUGCAGGAGAUAUUCUGCAGGAUGGAGGGGGUGGCUGUCAUGGUUACAUUAAAUGCAGGAGAUAUUCUGCAGGAUGGAGGGGGUGGCUGUCAUGGUUACAUUAAAUGCAGGAGAUAUUCUGCAGGAUGGAGGGGGUGGCUGUCAUGGUUACAUUAAAUGCAGGAGAUAUUCUGCAGGGUGGAGGUGACUGUCAUGGUUACAUUAAAUGCAGGAGAUAUUCUGCAGGAUGGAGGGGGUGGCUGUCAUGGUCACAUUAAAUGCAGGAGAUAUUCUGCAGGAUGGAGGGGGUGGCUGUCAUGGUUACAUUAAAUGCAGGAGAUAUUCUGCAGGAUGGUGGUGGCUGUCAUGGUUACAUUAAAUGCAGGAGAUAUUCUGCAGGAUGGAGGGGGUGGCUGUCAUGGUCACAUUAAAUGCAGGAGAUAUUCUGCAGGAUGGAGGGGGUGGCUGUCAUGGUUACAUUAAAUGCAGGAGAUAUUCUGCAGGAUGGUGGUGGCUGUCAUGGUUACAUUAAAUGCAGGAGAUAUUCUGCAGGAUGGAGGUGGCUGUCAUGGUUACAUUAAAUGCAGGAGAUAUUCUGCAGGAUGGAGGUGGCUGUCAUGGUCACAUUAAAAGCAGGAGAUAUUCUGCAGGAUGGGGGGGAGGUGGUUGUCAUGGUUACAUUACAUGCAGGAGAUAUUCUGCAGGAUGGGGGGGUGGCUGUCAUGGUUACAUUAAAUGCAGGAGGUAUUCUGCAGGAUGGAGGGGAUGGCUGUCAUGGUCACAUUAAAUGCAGGAGAUAUUCUGCAGGAUGGAGGUGGCUGUCAUGGUUACAUUAAAUGCAGGAAAUAUUCUGCAGGAUGGGGGGCUGUCAUGGUUACAUUAAAAGUAGGAGAUAUUCUGCAGGAUGGAGGGGGUGGCUGUCAUGGUUACAUUAAAUGCAGGAGAUAUUCUGCAGGAUGGGGGGCUGUCAUGGUUACAUUAAAUGCAGGAAAUAUUCUGCAGGAUGGUGGUGGCUGUCAUGGUCACAUUAAAUGCAGGAGAUAUUCUGCAGGAUGGUGGUGGCUGUCAUGGUCACAUUAAAUGCAGGAGAUAUUCUGCAGGAUGGUGGUGGCUGUCAUGGUCACAUUAAAUGCAGGAGAUAUUCUGCAGGAUGGAGGUGGCUGUCAUGGUUACAUUAAAUGCAGGAGAUAUUCUGCAGGAUGGAGGGGGUGGCUGUCAUGGUCACAUUAAAUGCAGGAUGGAGAGGGUGGCUGUCAUGGUCACAUUAAAUGCAGGAGAUAUUCUGCAGGAUGGUGAGGUGGCUGUCAUGAUCACAUUAAAUGCAGGAGUCACUGGUCACUGCAGUAUGGGUGGGUGGCUGUCAUGGUCACAUUAAAUGCAGACAAUGUUUGCAGAAUUGAGGUGGCUGUCAUGAUCACAUUAAAUGCAGGAGUUACUAUGCAGGAUGGGGGUGGCUGACAUAGUUCCAUUCAGUGCAGGAGAUGUCUGCAGGAUUGGGGUGGCGGUCAUGGUUACAUUAAAUGCAGGAGAUGUCUGCAACAUGGGGUGGCUGUCUUGCUCAGAUUAAAUGCAGGAGAUGUCUCAAUGAUGGGGGUGGCUGUCAUGCUCACAUUAAAUGCAAGAGAUAUUCUGCAGGAUGGCGUGGCUGUCAUUUUAAUACCAAGUGACCUUGGGUGGUGGUACAGAACAUCAUGGGAAAUAUAGUCCAAAAAAGCUGCAGUGUCAACGGGUAAAUAGCAUUGCCCCAUGUUUGAGCGGGUGGCAGUUCUUGACCUCUGGUUCUGUAUAUGUACUGUAUUUUGCAAAUGCUGUUUCUCAAUAUAUUGACAAGUUACAGGAGGCUGCUCUUUGCAAAAACUCAGGGUUGAAAAGAGUGUGAUUGUAAUUUUGCAUUGUGUAUGGCUCAACACACAAAAACAAUUUCCUUUCAAAAGGUCUAGACUCUACAUCUCCUGUAAUACUUUAACAGCCAUCAUGCUGGCAAAGCAUCUUGGGCAAUGUAGUCCACAACAUCUGGAGUGCCAAAGGUUGCCUACCUCUGUCCUAGAAUUACAUAUUUCAGUGAUGUGAGGGAUAGGUAAAAGUAGAUAUGUUGUAGAAGAAUAGAACACCACUUCUUCUUUUGUCUAUUACAAGCUUCCUAUGAAAACCUAUUUUUCCUUAAAAGUAUUUUUGGGGUUUUGUUAAACUAAGAAUAACAUUAUAUUAAUGUUUGAAAGCCUCUGAGGCCGAGCCAUAUAUACUCAUUCUGAUCAUAUAGACGUCAUGGAGUUUUUAUCUUGUGGUUUUAUUUAUUUGUUUAUUUAUUGCUAUAAUUUUGCUUAUAAGUAGUAUAACACAUAAGCAGUUUAAGCUUUGAUAAAUUAUUUAUCCCAAAUAUUAGUGUAGCCAAGGUUAUCCUAUGACAACCUAUGUCACACAAUCUCCAACUUGACUACAGUCACAUUUUAUAUAUAUUUUUCUAAAUUUUACAGUUUAGUUUUAUUGUUAAUAACCCCCCUAAUUGCAUUACAAGCAAGAUUUUACUAUUUUCACCUUGUACUGCUGUUCUCAUCUAUAAUUAUCCUUCCAUCAAUGUGUUUUUCAUACUGCUAUUAUAUUAUAGCAUUUGUUUGUACACUAAUGCUUUUAAAAUAUUCACUAAAUGUGUCACUAACCACCUGUGGUUUUUAUACUGAACUGUAGUCACCAGGAUUUUUUUUUUUUUUUUUUAUAUUAUUAUUAUUAUUAUUAUAAAUACUAUUAAAGGGUCACUACACUGCCCAAUUACAGAAAAUACUAUUUAGUAAAUAUAUCGGCAUUAAAAAACAUGAAUGCAUUUUAAAUAUGCAUUUUGUAUUAGAGGUUUAUCUUAAAACGGCUUGCAAACGCUGCAGAUUUCUUGUCUGCAGCCUAUGCAAGUCCUCACCUUCUUACUCAGCCCAGACUUUGUGUUUGCCCAAUCACAGACUUCCCAAUUCAGCUCAAUGAGAAGUCUUUGCAAGGCAGGUGCUCUGGGCAAUUGAUGGGGUGGCUAAUGAGCCUGAGUGGCGAGCAUAUUUGGCCCUCCCCAUAGGAAAGCAUUAAAUCAAUGCCUUCAUCUGGGGAUUGUUACUGAUGCUGAAUGUUUUCAAGCAGAGUGUAAGGACGUCCAGCGUCAGGCGAUCUAAAGUCCAGUAAAUCUGGUAGACAGCCACUAGAGGCUGUGUUAGUCCUGCAAUGCAAACAUUGUAGUUCCUAUAAAACUGCAGUGUUUUACAUCGUAGGACUAAGGGGCACAGGGACACUGCACACAGAUCACUUCAAUUAGAUUAAGUGGUCUUGGGUGUCUAUAGUGUUACUUGUUUAAUUUGCUACUUGCCUUUCUAGUGCUCACCUCACUCUCUAAGUGUCCCACCUACAUUUGUUGAUGUUGUAGGCUUCUCCAUGUAUCAAAAGCAAUCCACUCUACAAAUUCAUUCAAAAUAUUGUGUUUGUGUAUUUAUAUACUAUAUUUAAAAUUUUAUUUGCCUUUUUCGGGUUUUAAUAUAACAAAUGUAUUGUGUUUUGUUGCAGUUACUCAUAUGAAACAUUCAAACACCUUGCAAGAUAUAUUGGUACAGCUUUAAGAAAUGGAGCUCCCAAAUUACAGCCGACAGCUCUUACUGCAGUUGCAUACUUUGUGUAAAGAACAGCAGUUUUGUGAUUGCACCAUUUUUAUUGGUGCAUUACAUUUUCGGGCUCACAAGCUUGUCCUGGCUGCUGCAAGUUUACUUUUUAAAUCUUUACUGGAAAGUACUGACACUAUUUCUAUUGAUGCUUCUGUUGUCACUUCGGAAGAAUUUUCCCUUCUUUUGGAGAUUCUGUACUCAGGAAAACUUCCCCCUGGGAAACAUAACCUUACAAAAAUAAUAUCUGUUGCCGAUAGCCUGCAAAUGUUUGAUGUGGCCGUAAGCUGCAAAAACCUUUUAAGCGAAAUCAUGAGCCACUCCACCCAGAGUCAGAAAAUUAAGGAUGUUUCAAUUCAACCUAAACCUGUAACUAAGACUGAAGUCCUCCCAAAACAGGAUUGCGAGGUUCAGCAAAAUGAAACGACAGAUAAAACUGCUGCCAUUGAAAAAAUAACCCCCACCAUAUCUUCUGGGUCUGUUAUGAUUUCUGCUACAGAAGAAACAGAAGCUAGCAAUUGCACAAAAACAAAUCUCCUUGCUAAGGAGCCCGAAACACUUAUGGAUUUGAGCUCUCCAGAGAAAACAGUUCCUGAGCUUUCUACAGCACUUGUUCAAGCAAGGGAUAGCAUUCAGAAUGUUGUCUCAAACGUUUCUGAAAAUGAGCUUGUAUCUUCCAGUAUAGUAAAAGUGGACAGUCCUGUGAAUGUAGAGGCAAUGUCCACAUCAGAAAGCUCUGAUAUUUUAUCAAGUUCUGUAGAAGCUUUAACAUUACCAUGUGCACCACCUACUUUAAAAGACAACAGUCCUCAUUCCAUGGAGGAACAACCUUGUAUAGAACCUUGUAUAGAAAAAGAGAUUGAUUCUUUUGCAAAAUUAGACGAUUGUAUAACCGCAUCCACCCCAAGUUCUUCUAACCAAACAGAACAGCAAGAGUUAGAAGACCUGGCAGAACCUUCAGCAAAGAAAAGAAGAUACUCUGAGCAAGGUAAGUUUCAGCGUUUUCCUUUUUCUUAUUUGACAUGUCUGUGUUUGUUGUUUUGUAUGUUUUUAUUAGGUACUUGUUUUAGAAGUGUUAUUUAUAGGUGCUCAUAUCAAGCUCUGAAUCAUUAGUUCUUUAAAGUUCUCAAUUACGUGCCUCUAUUAUGAGAAUUAAAACCUUUUUUGUAUGUUCAAAACUGAUUUAGUUAUUUAUAAUUAUAAUGAAGUGCUAACAGUGUCUUCAGCACUGUACAGUGGGUUCAAAAGACUUAAAAUACAUUCAAAUCAUAUUUGACUUACCACAAACUUAAAAUAUGAAUAAAUUGUCUAUUUGAACAUCUAUACUUUCCUCAGUGUCCUGAAUUUUCUACUAGGAACAUCGUGCAGAUGUUGUUUCUAGGAUGGCUACACCCGUUCUGAUUUGUCUUGACAUCUCUGUUGCCAAACAGAGGGCUCCUUGAAGACCUAUUGAAUUAACACUUUAUUCAAAGCAAGGUUUAUGUAAUGAUGCCUGAAACUGAUGGUUUGGCUAUGCACCCCAUAAUGUCAAUAUUAAGGUUGUUGAAGGUUUGGUGAAUGUAACAGUCUUUAUGAUAACUAUGUUCCACUGUGCAUGUCUCCAUGAGCCAGUUUUGUUAUCAGAGAUCUAGAUUUGUCAAAAUAUAUCCAUUUUGAGACACGCUGUACAACGAGCAAGGCAUAGUGAGAAAACCAUUUUCUCAAUCCAUAAUUUUGCAAAAAUGCAUCACUCUUACUGAUAAUUCUGCGCUGUCACUGGGGAUUUUUCCAGAGGCGACCAUGGUAGAGAAACUUUUCACUCUGUCAUUAAAGAGGCUGAGAGGAAAAUCACUCUGUCCAUGAAGGGUCUCACAGGUGUUGCAUACAAAUUAUGGCAAUUUUUCAUUUCUAUUUCAUGUUUUGUAUGUUAUGGAGAAAAUAUCAAUUAUUAGUAAACUAUAAAGCUGUUAAUACAGGUAUAUUUCACUGUGAAAUAGUGAGUGUGACAACAUACAAUAUUAAUAUAGUUUACUAUUGACCUCCCCAUGUGUUCCAUGGGCUUUAAAAGCAGAUUUAACAAAUUGUAAAAAAGAACUGCAAUCCUUUUCUGUACCAGCAGAACAAAUAGCAAUCAAAAAUAUAGUUCACCAACUGAAUUUUCCAACCUUGGGUGCCUGUGGAUAAUGACAGUAUAAAAUAUAUACGGUUGAAAUAAACCGUUUGUUCAAACUUCUGACAUCAAGUGUCGUGUCUAGAAACAAUGACCCAUCGGAUAAAUUCACCAGCAGUUCACCAAAUAUUUGGAGGAUUGCUGGAUAAAAAGAGACUUGUGCUAUUGUGAUAUAAAACUUGGGAAAUUAAUUCAAUGCUUGUUCUUUAUCGUACCAGUCUCUGUCCUUGGCAGACUUCCAGAAAGACCAACCCCAAAAAGAAAAGUGCACAUUUACUACAUUUUCCACUUCAACUAAUUUCGGGGAUUUUGUUUGUAGAUGCCUGUGGUUUUACAGCGGUUUCUGAAGAAAUACGAAUUGGGGCAACACACUUCAUAUUCAAAAUUCCCCCAACUGCAAAGAAAAAAAAUCCCCAAAAGCGCUGCCGAGUUUGCUACAGGAAGGGGCAACGGAUAGACACCACAUUCCACUGUCCUGAUUGCCCAACAAAGCCUGGACUCUGCGUUGGUAGCUGUUUCAAGCUGUACCACACAGCUUUCAACUAUUAAUGACUACACAGACUUAUUGCAAUUAUUUAGUAGCUUUUUUUUUUUUUAAUGUAUGCAGAAAGCACCUUUGCCCAUGUCCCUACUUGUAUGGAUGCAUCCUUUUACUCCUACAUCCUAUUUUUCUUAAAGCCUCUGAUGGUUGUUGAUGCUUUUAGUUUAAUUAAAGUAAGCCGGUCAUGACGGGUUCACUUUAAUGACGAACUGCACCGAAUGCAAUAAAAAUAUCCGUUAUUAUAAAAUAUUUAACUAUAAUAUGUUAUAUUGGGAGCAGUCAUGCUAAUAGCUCAAUAACAGCACAGCAGACAUUACCAUGGCAGUAUGCUCUGGGUCCCCUUUACCUCCAACCCACUUGUUACAUGAUUGGCUUUUGGAAACUUGGUAGUGAGCAGUGAUGCUCACAUGCUGGCUCAAUUGCAUCCGCAUCGGAUAGAGUAAUAUCUGACACUUUGUUCCUAUACAAGUGUGAGACUAAUGUAACGAACUUUGUAUUAUUUUUCCAUUUUAAACUAUUUUACGUGUACUAACAUUUACAGUUACUUUAAAUGAUCAGUCUUUGACCAUUUUCCUUAUUCCCUGAUGUGUUUGCGUUUUCUGUUAAAUUCUUGUCAUAUAUAUAUAUAUAUAUAUAUAUAUAUAUAUAUAUAUAUAUAUAUAUAUAUAUAUAUAUAUAUAGACCAUUACUCCCAUAAUUGUUAUGGAGAUCUCAUGGUUGCCUUAAAAUUGGCCCUGAACGUUCAAGUCACUUGCUACUAGCCGUGAUGUAAGGGACCAUCCACACACCAAAAGCACUUCACUUAGCUAAAGUGCUUUAUGAGUGAGGAGUAUCAUAUUUUAACCCCAGUUUAUAAAAGUGAUGAUUUUGGGAAGUUUGCUGCCUCCUUUUGUUAUCUCUCCUGAGGUAAAGGAAGUGGCAGGUGGUCUCUACUUGAGUGUGCCUGCCUCCUCCCACACAGCCCUCAGAUCAGCUGUGAGCACCAAUUCAGAAACUUCUCAAUGAGUUUGACAUUUUCUUCCGGGGGUAAAAAGAAGGCUUGCAAAGACUGCAGUUAAUAAGAACUUUGGCAAGCUCUUAAAAGAAAAUGAAAUAAUAAUGCAUGUAUUGUUUGGGGGUAUAACACUAAACAGCGUGUUCUUCUUUUGCCCAUUUGGGCGGUGGAGUGUCAUUUUAAAAGUGCUCUCCACUGCAAAUAUAAAAGGUCCAUUGUUGAAUUUCAGUGGCUGAAAAUUUUUAGACCUGGUGAACAAUUCCAUUAUGUAUAGUAAAGAAAGAAAAGAAUGAUUUAUACAAUGAAAUCUAAUAUUCUGACUAAAACUUUCAUAACACAGGGUGAACUUAUUAAAGUAUUAACAGUACAUCCAUAUCAGUAUUGUAUUCUGCUAGAAGAAAACAUGAUGGCAGCUUUGGUUAUCACUAUGAAAUGCAAUGCAUGCAACCUUAAGUCACUAUUAACUUUCCAUAACAAAUUACACAUGACGUGUGUGUGUGUGUGUGUGUGUGUAUAUAUAUAUAUGUAUAUGUGUGUGUGUGUAUAUAUGUAUAUAUAUAAUAUAUUCCUGGAAAAAAAGAAACAAAAACACUUGGAUAUUUAUGUUCCUAAAUUGAUUGUUAUUGCAUUUAAAGGAAAAUCCUGAGCACCAUAACAUAUGUUUUAUGCAUCGGUUAUGGUACAUGGUUUUGUUUACACCUGUAAGACCCCCUCCCUGGGAAUCUUUGCAAGAGGAAGCUAUACUACUUCCUCUUUGUCCAUCAGGUACUUGUACCACAUGCGAAUGCCACAGACAUCCCAACCAUCCUGAUUUUGCGGGACAGUCCCUUUUUUUUUAGUCCUGUCCCACUCUUGGGGACACUGGGGAACUGUCCCUAACAAGCACAGCAAGUUUGCCUCAGAUGCACUUGCACCAUUUUCAGGGCACUAUGGCACUGCAGAGAGUACUGAAACAAUACUCCCUGCAUGGUCUGCGUUCAGUGGGUCAUCCUGCUUGAUAGGACGCCAUAGUUGGGAGGUAUAAUGCCAUACGAGUCCUUAUACAGUAGGUAUGCACAGGAUUCUGUUACUCCUGAUUUAUAUUUGGACUGUUAUGUAGCUUGCAUUUGUAUUUCUAUAUUUUUAUAUUUUUAUAAUAAAAGAUGAGCAAAUAAUUUUAUUCAAAUUGAAAAUAAAAGUAUGUCUGUCUUUUUUUUUUUUUUUUUGUGCUGUAAGUUAAUCUACACAGUGUGUAUGUUUGUUUAUAGACAUAUCAAUAUAUAUUGAAAUUUCAAGCUACUUGCCACUUCAAAAUGUGUGUGAACAGCAUUUUGUUUUACAUGCAAUGCAUUUUCUUAGGGUAUCUUUGCUUUUGUGAAUGCAGCACAUCUCAAAAGUGGCAGCGUGUUAUUCAGUGAUGUGGAUGAACACACGGGAUGAAUUCUGGUGGAGUGUGUGAAUGUAAAGAGUGUUCUCUUUCUCUUGUCACUUUUUUCAUUCUUUUUGCCAAGUCACUUUCUACUGCCUCAGCCUUUGCCACUUUCACCUUUUGAAAUCAUGCUGCUUUUAUAAGAUAAAAACAGGGGGGUAGGUGCAGCGCUUCAGUAAUCCUUGACAAGGUAUAUGUGAAGAGAACCAGAGAAGGAAUAAUAGUGUAGUAUUUAAAACUGUAGUGGUGAUAAGUAAAAUAAAAGAUGUGCACUCACACUUUCUUGGAGCUUCAAUACAGCUCCAGUGGAUACGCAUGGGCGGAAUAAUCCCCGCCUAUGGAUCAAGUGCAGAGGCAAUUCAAGUUGUAGGUGUGGUAGGGGGUAUCCUCAUAAAAAAAAUAAAUAAAUAAAUAAAAAUUGUAUAUGGUGAAGUAUGUAGAGCUAUGAAGCAAAGGUAGGUAAAAACUAUAAAAUGUGCACUCACGUGUAAUGGAGCCGUAAAACCUGGCAAAUGCUUCAAUUAGGAGAAAAGAGAAAAAAUGGAGCCUUUAAUGACUGGUACCUCCGUGUGGGGGAUAACCCCUAAUUAAAGUAGAAUAAAGAAAAGAGAGUUGGAGGUAUGCUGGAUGAAAUAAUGUGUAGAAUAAAACGUCACUUGUAAUCUGGUAGCUAAAAAGUAGGGAUCGACCGAUUAUCGGUUUUACCGAUAUAAUCGGCCGAUAUUCAGUAUUUUCGGCAAUAUCGGUAUCGGCCAAUUCAGAUACAGAUAUUGCCGAUAAUACCUCCUAGGACCGCCAGGCUCAUUACAAGCCCGGCGGUCCUGGGGGGGAGCGGGCAUCAAGCGCUUACUCACCUCCCAGCAGUUCCUCCAGCUCCCCAGUGCAACUCUCGCGAGACCCGCGGCCGUCCGAGCGUUGCCAUGGGUCACCAUGGCAACGCUCCGCGCGACACGCUGGCCGCGAGAGUUACACUGGGGAGCUGGAGGAGCUGCUGGGAGGUGAGUAAGCGCUUGAUGCCCGCUCCCCCCAGCUCAGCCAAUACCACUGGACCACCAGGGAUGGUCAUAUCCCCCCUCCCUGGCCAAGUAUGAAACAGGGAGGGGGGGACAACAAAAAUAAAUAUUAAAUAUAUAUAUAAAAAAAAAAUGUAAUAAAAAAUGCCCCCCCUCACACACACACUCCAUUAUAUACACAUACACUACACAAACACACUGUGUAUAUAAUGCAGUGUGUUUGUAUAGUGUGUUUGUGUAGUGUGUUUAUAUAAUGCACACUACACAAACACACUACACACUGCAUUAUAUACACACACACUACACAAACACACUGUGUAUAUAAUGCAGUGUGUAUACAAUGCAGUGUUUGUGUAGUGUGUGUGUAUACAAUGCAUUGUUUGUGUAGUGUGUGUAUAUAAUGCAGUGUGUGUAUAAUGCAGUGCGUGUAUACAAUGCAGUGUUUGUGUAGUGUGUGUAUAAUGCAGUGUGUGUAGUGUGCGUAUAUAAUGCAGUGUGUUUAGUGUGUAUAUAAUUAAUGCAGUGUGUGUUUGCAUAGUGUGUUUAUAUAAUGCACACUACACAAACACUGCAUUAUAUAUACACACACACUAUACAAACACACACUCUGCAUUAUAUAAACACACACUUUGCAUUUAGUAUAUACUGCAUUCACUUUACACACACUACACAAUCACUCUGCUUUCAUUAUAUACACACACUACACUAAUACACACUGCAUCCACUACACACUAGACAAAUACACACUGCAUCCACUGCAUCUACUACACACACUACACAAACAUACACUGCAUCCACUACACAAACACAUACAGCUCCCCUGUCUAAACACACUGUAUCCACUACACGUGGCAUGUAUAUUUUGUGCAUUUACCUUUAGAAAUAGUUUUUAUUUUCCAAAAUGGUAAAUGUACAGAAUAUCGGCAAAUUAUAUCGGCUAUCGGCCUGAAAGUUCACGGAAUAUCGGUAUCGGUAUCGGCUCUAAAAAAUCAAUAUCGGUCGAUCCCUACUAAAAAGACCCUUAAAUAUAAGGGCUAGAUAUAUAUCAAUUUACACACUGACACACAAACACUAAAUAAAGAAAAUGAAUAAAAUCAAAAUAAUGUAAAUUGUAAUCUCCAGAAACCGUCCUAUGUCAAGAUUUUGCAAUAGGAUCUACAGUUUAAUACUGACAGGUGAAACUGGAUUGUAGUUAUGUAAAGGUUCUCACAGUAACUGUCUGCCACACUGUGCACAUAUUUGCUUUAUUUAUGUAAAGGUUCUCGAUUGUAACCUAAGUGGACAAAAAUGAACCACUAAAAGCAGGGCUGUACUGUGAUAAUUAAAUAGUUGACCACGCUAUCUAAAUAUUUUAUGUGUGAAGCCCCACGUUUUUUCCAAGCAAGAAAAUACUUUUAGCAAGGAGCCACAUCCACAACUUUAUAACUCUACUAUCGAUCUGCUAAAAUGGCAACCAGUUAAACGAUUUCGGCAAAAUAGCCUAAAUCACUGAUGAUUUCGUAUCCCCAUAGACUGCUGAAUGAUUGCAAGCAUGCUCAGCGAGAGAGUUUAUGUACUGGCUAUUUUUCCUUAGUUCAGUCUAUCGUAACUAUCUCUAAGGGUAACUGUGAUACAGAUACAUCUAAUAAAUUCAAAACAAUAAUAUUGAAAUAGUUGUAACAAAAACCACUUAUAGAUACAACAGUAGCUAGCUGCUGAAAGUAUACGUUACAGGCAAUCAGUUUUGGUAUAGAGCAGGGGUAGGCAACCUACGGCACUCAAGGCUGCUAGAGCCAAACAGGGUCUGGCCUAUCAGGAGUCCCAGUAAAAUUUCAGAUAUCUGCUAAUACGAAGCGGUGGUGAAGGACAAUCCUCAAUUUAUGCAUUGCAGCACGUAGAGUAAGUGAUCUCAGAGCACUUCAUUCCAGCACUUGUGAAUGGGAAUCCACACAGUAUUAGAGCAGCUCGCAGUUGCUGUUGCAGCUCCUGUCCUUGACCUGUAUCUGGCCAACAUAGUCCCCACUGGAACCCAGGGAAGCCACCCACACUGCUAGAUAUACACAGACCUGCAGAAUAACCCUCCCCUCAUACAAAUAAUACGAACAGCCCACACACAAUCCGCACAAACUGAACACCACUGACAAUCCUCUCACAUGCAAUACCCCAAACAGCCCCCAUACAUACACACACUACCAAACACACAAUGUGACAUAUCCAUCCACACAAUUCCACAAGCAGCCCCCAUACACAGCCCACAUUCAUAUGUAUCAUACACGAUACCACAAACUACUCUCGGACAUAUAAAAUAUAAUAGCUCAUAUACGCACAAAUACAAUACAAAGCAACUGCAGUAUAAAUAACACAAGCAGAAUACGGCAGCAUACACACCUCAAUUAAAAAAAAAAAUAGGACCGGCACGCUACGGGACAUCACAAUCCUAUAUCGGUACAGUGCUGCUAAAAGGUUGCCUACCCCUGGUAUAGAGUGUGCUUAAAUACAACCUCGAAUUUUGGUAUGGAUAGUAGCAGGCUAAUUUUGUUUUACUUAAAUACUGGUGAGAAAUCUUAGAGUGCUCUCACUAGAUCUUUGAUACCCCAUCACGAUUGCCCGGUUGCUGUAUAAAAUAUGCUGGUAUAUAGCCUUAAGGUGCUUUACAUCAAUUAGCUACUUUUGUUGUACUGGAGAACCUAACUGGUUGCACAAAAAGGGAAGAUAAAUCAUAUAUGGUGGUAAUAUAAAUCUCCCUACUGUGCCUUCAAGGGCACCCCUUAUUCAAACACUUUCCCUGGUUGGUAGAUGACCGAGCAAACCGCCCCCCACUUUUGAUAUAGCAAAGGGAAAAGUAGAUUGUUGCCGGUGCUAUUUAGUUAUUGGUACCCCAUGCUGAUUUACCUGUUUCAGGGUAUGAUGUGUUAGUAUAGAGCCUCAGGGUGCUCCGUAUAAAUCACUAGUGCUAAGUAAUAGUUACUUAGUCCGUCAAGUUCAGCCUUCCUCACAUAUGUUUUUGCUGUUGAUCCAAAAUAAGGCAAAAAAAACCAGUCUGAAGCGUUUCCAAUUUUGCAACAAACUAGGAAAAAAUUCCUUCUUGACCCCAAAAUGGCAGUCAGAUGUCUCCUUGGAUCAAGCAGCUAUUACCCCACUAAUUUUGAAAUUAUAUCCCUAUAUGUUAUGCUUUUGCAAAUAUUUAUCCAAUUGCAGUUUAUGGACUCGGAUAAAACCACCUCUUUAGGCAGAGAAUUCCAUAUCCUUAUUGCUCUUACUGUAAUAAAAACCUUUUCUUUACCUUAGAUGAAAUCUCCUUUCUUCCAGACUAAAUGCCGGACCUCGUGUCCUAUGUAUAGCCCUGUUCAUGAAUAGAUUUCCAGAUAAUGGUUUGUACUGGCCCCGAAUAUAUUUGUUUAAUGUUUUCAUAUCCCCUCUGAGGCACCAUUUUCCAAACUAAAGAGAUUUCAAUUUUUUAACCUUUCUUCGUAACUAAAAUGCUCCAUUCCUUUUAUUAAUUUUGUAGAUGGUCACUUUUUCUAGUGCCAUGAUAUCUGUCUUCAGAACAGGUGCCCAAAAUUGCACAGCAUAUUCAAGGUGUUGUCUUACCAGCGAUUUAUAAAGAGGCAAAAUUAUAUUUUCACCUGGAAAAAUCUAUGCCCCUAUUUAUACAUGACAAAACCUAACUGGCCUUAGCAACUGCAGAUUGACAUUGCAUAUUGCUGCCCAAUUUAAAUUAGUUUUAUUGUCGUCACCAUGUGAAUGCAGACAUCGAACAGGUUACUGUAAAGAGCAUGAGGUUGCCUACGCAGAGGUGUAUAUAUAUCGAAACAGAUGAAUGCAACAAGAACAGUUACAUUAAUUAAGCAGGUGUGCAAUUUGCAAACUGGAAAACAUAUCAUCAGGGGUUGGUCUGGCAUGCUUCGGCAUAUCUAGGUGUGUGUAUGUAUGUGUGUAUAUAUAUAUAUGUGUGUGUGUGUGUGUGUGUGUGUGUGUGUGUGUAUGUAUAUAUUCCUUUGUUCUCGUGCUGAGGUCCUUUAAUUAGGCAAACCUAUUGAGUGUAGUUUGUUCAGGGCAUGCCGUGUGAGCAUGUCUAUAACCGGUCUGCGCUUAAAUUAAAGUAAUCUGAUCAGCGGCUGUAGGCCGUGCAGGAGUGUCGUUGGGUAGCAGUGCAUCAACCGUGCAUUAUAGCCAGCGUCUGAUGACUAUAACAAUUCCCAAACCUUCUUGUGUGUGGUUAUCCCUAAUUCACUACCAUUUAGGGUGUAAGUUGCUUGUGCAUUCUUGACCCCGAAGUGCAUAACUUUGCAUUUCUCUACAUUAAAUUUCAUCUGCCAUUUUAGUGCCCAGUCCCUCCAAUCUAUCCAAAUCCCUCUGCAGCAAAGCUAUAUCCUGCUCACAUUUUAUUACUUUACAAAGUGUUGUAUCAUCUGCAAACACUGAUACAUGGCUUUCAAUGCCUAUUUCAAGAUCAUUUAUAAAUAUGUUAAAUAGAAGCGGUCCCAAAACAGAACCCUGAGGGACACCACUUGCCACUUAUGUCUAGCUGGAAAUUUGUCAUUAAUGACAACUCGUUGUACUCUAUCCUUAAAGGACUACUAUAGGCACCCAGACCACUUCAGCUUAAUGAGGUGGUCUCGGUGCCUAGUCCAGCUAGGGUUAACCCUUUUUUUUUUUUUAUAAACAUAGCAGUUUCAGAGAAACUAUGUUUAUAAAUGGGUUAAUCCAGCCUCUAGUGGCUGUCUCAUUGACAGCCGCUAGAGACGCUUCCGCGCUUCUCACUGUGAUUUUCACAGUGAGAAGACGCCAGCGUCCAUAGGAAAGCAUUGUGAAUGCUUUCCUAUGGACGGCUGAAUGCGCGCUCGGCUCCUCCCGCGCAUGCGCAUUCAGUCGAAGAGGAGGCGGGGAGAAGGAGGAGAGCUCCCCGCCCGGCACUGGAGAAAGAGGUAAGUUUAACCCCUUCCUCUCCAUCCAAUCUGGCGGGUGGGGGACCCUGAGGGUGGGGGCACCCUCAGGGCACUAUAGUGCCAGGAAAACGAGUAUAUUUUCUUGGCACUAUAGUCCUUUUAAGCCGAUGUUCUACCCAAGAACAAAAAUAUUCAUCUAGACCAAUUUCUUUUAGUUUGAAGACUAAUCUAUUGUGAGGGACCGUAUCAUGUGCCUUGGCAAAAUCCAAGUAGAUCACAUCCACUGCAACACCAUGAUCUAUACUUCUACUUACUUCUUCGUAGAAUGCAAUUAGGUUAGUUUGACAUGACAUAUGUUUCAUAAAACCAUGCUGAUUAUUGCUAAUAACAAAGUUCUUCCCAAUGAAUUCCUGAAUAUUAUCCUUUUUAUAGCCCUUAAAAUAUUUUCCCAGUCACGGACGUAAAGCUCACAGGUCUAUAAUUUCCAGGCAGGGAUUUUGAACCCUUUUUGAAUAUAGGAACGACAUCUGCCUUCCUCCAUUCCUCCGGCACAAUACCUAAAACAAAAAAAUCUUGAAAAAUUAAAUACAGUGGUUCACUUAUUUCCCCACUUAGCUCCUUAAGUACUCAUGGGUGAAUACCGUUGGGCCCCAGUGCUUUAUUUACAUUAAUUUUAACUGCUUUAGCACCUUGUCUCCAGUCAUCCAAUCACAAGUUAUCUGCAAGUUUUUUGGUUUUUUUGCAGCAAUCAUUUGUAUAUAUCUUGCCAUAGGAUCCUCAGUAAUAUAUUCUGAAGAAAAAGUUAUUUAAAAUUUCUGCCUUUUACUGUAUGUCACAAAAAAGAAAUGUAAUCUAAUCUGCUUCUAUAUAGCUUCCUGUGUCUGCAUCUACUCCACCCCUCCUCCCCCCACCACCACCCAUGAGCUUUUUAGCUUAAAGCAAGGUUCUGUUUCAGUUGUUAAUCAAAUUUACCCAUAAUCCAUCAGAAAAAUCAAUCUCACAAAAGAACAAACAUCAUCGAAGAGAAGAACAGAAUGGCUGUACUCUUUAAGACAUAGGAGCAUAAGGAGAGAAUUGAUAGAAAAAAAUUACAGGGCUGCUUUAAUGUGGUGCAAUGUGGUUUCCUCCUCAACGUUUUAAAGGAACAGUCCAAGCACCAUAACCUAUAGCACUGCAGCUAGUUUUAGUGGUUUGACGUCUGACCAGGGGCCACUCCCUGGAUCCACUAUAUCCGUCAGAGAGCCGUAAGCUGAUCAUUAUCAGCCAAUGAGCCAAUCCCUGCACCACCCGGCUUAGCUCAGAGAGCUUCUAGCUCUCUGUUGCAAGUAGUGGAGCCAUACUUGAAUUGUUACUAGUGAAACUACAGGUAUAUCACUAACCAUGCAAUGCUAAAAUAACUAGUGACGUAAAUCACUGGGAAUCCACAUCUGUUAUACUACGCCAAGUUUAUACCCAUAAAGAAACACUCUGGGUAUCAUGAACAUGUCCUGUUAUUGAAGACAUCAUGGUGCUUGCAAUCUCCUGGCAUCUUACCUUUCAGUGUCAAAUAAUUUUGUAAGCUGUGUCCUGUCUAAUGUAUAUGCAUAUAUGAUUUAACAUAUACCUGCACUGGUGACCAGUGAUAGGUUGAGAGUAUCACUGUUAACCCCUGACAGCUCGAGUUAAUGCCUACCACCAAAGGAGAGGCAAAUGACCAAAUGCUGAUGGCAAUUCUCAUAUUUACUAAUGUCCUGUUCGGUCAGAAUGCAGACAUUCCAAGUGAAUCUGGAACAAUCGCUUGUAUGCUUUCGGUGUCAGGAUUAAAAACGCAUCCGAUUCCUAUAAAAGUAAUAUUAUCGUUCAAUUUUUUGCAAAUGUAUGAUAAUCUAAAGUACUAUUUGCUUGCACUGCAAGGGUUAAUUAUGUGUUGGCUGGCCAAUGCUUGCUAGCCGGCUGCCACAUAAAAAAAAAAAAAUUCAAAAUUAAGUAUAAGUACUCUAAGACCUCCAUAUUGCUAUAAGGGAGGUUUAAUCUCUCUCUGCCCCCAACUACCUAAAUGUUUAAAACUAGCGACCGAGCAGCCUUUGUUUCCCAGUGUUUAGAAAAUUAUUUGUGCAUUAGGUGGGUGACUUUAAAUUCAGUACAGUGGUACCUCAGUUUACAAAUUUAAUGCUUUCUCCAGGAAGUUUUGUAUUGCGAAAAAUUUGUAAACCGUAACGUGGUUUCCCUUAGGAAUGCAUUGAAAACCAAUUAAUCCGUUCCAGAAGUCAGAAAAAAAAGUAAAAAUGAGCUGGCAUGGAAACCAACCCAAAAUGCAGAACACACAGUAAAAGACAUGCAAACGACUAAGCUCAGCUCACUACCUUUUUACCGCUUGAGAAAUGCACCCAAAAAAGUUCCAAAAAGUCCCAAUACUCCUGCAAUAAAUUUCCAGAAUGGCUCCAAAACUCGAUGGCUUCCAUCCAAUCGGAACGCUCUUACUGAUAUUGCAUAGCAUGGGAAAUUUUUCCAGCAGCUUACUUAGCAUGGGAAAUCCUUUAUAAGGGUUUACUUCGGUAGAAGACCUCAGUCUGCACCAGCACUCAUGGGGCAAAUAUGUAUAAUUUUUAGUCGCAUUUUUGUUUUGUUUUUUAAUUUAUUUUGCAAAUCAAAAUGUGUGGGUGUUUUGGUUUUUUUUGUUGUUUGGAAUUCUGGAUUUGAAUUUAGCUUUUUUUGGGGAGCUGAAGAAAAGUAGUUAGAAAAAUAACUUCCGAUGGUAAGUAUAAUCAUUUAUUUUAAAGAAACACUAUGGGGUCAGGAACACCAACAUGUAUUCCUGACCCUGUAGUGUUAAAACCAGUAUUAAGGUGGCUUUCCUCCCCUUAGCGCUCUCAAAAGGUAAGAAAACUUGCCUCAUUCCACCGCUGUGUUGGUGCGCUGGCCCCACCCCGAUCCGCCUCCUUGCUGACAUCCCAUAGGGAAAGCAUUGGAUUGGCUGAAAUCGGCAAGAUGGGGGCGGGGGACAAUUAGCACCUCCUCAUUGAAUCAAUGCAUCUCUAUGAGAAGUUCAGCGUCUACAUGCAAAGUGUGGAGACGCUGAAGGGCAGUGCUAGGUUUUGGUAUAGAGAAAAAUACACAAAAGAUUAGGCUCUGAAAACCAUGUGUUGGUAAAACAUGCUUGUGUUAUUUGUGCCAUGACUUGGGGAUUUGUAGAUCACAGAGACAAGAGGACUGUAGCUUUAUUCACUUGAGAAUCACUUGAUCCUGUACAGAGAGAUGUGCUUCACGUUACUGUGCACUGAGUGCUUAGCAACUAGUGGCCCAGACAUGUUUAGUAAAAAGAGCAUUGGGCAUACUCUCGUCCAUUCAUCCGUGUUAGUGGGCUUGUGGUGUGUGUGUGUGUGUUUCUUUUGUUAUGAAAACAAUAUUUCUUUUAAAAAACAUUAUAAAAUAUAUUUUGAGUUCAGUAAAGGAAAAAAGAAAACCAAAGCUGAACAAAUGCAUAGUUAUAGAUGGCAAAGUUACUUUUUCGUGUAGGUAUAAACAGCCCUGAUACCCAAGAAGUUAAUGUUUGGUUUUUUUUUUUAUUUUUGGUUUUUAGAAAACGAAAAAGCUUCUGGUGAGUUGGAUUUUCUUAUGCGUUAUGAAAGUAUCUUCAGUGAAGCUCUGUCAGACCCAAAGAGUGUAUUAGAAAAUUUGAAAAAAUGUCGCCAUCUCAAAGAAAAUGAAAAGCAGGUGAGUUAUGUAAAGGAUUACAACAAGAUGUUUCUUGGUACUCUGGGUAAUUAUGCAGCUUGUAACCCUAUUUUUUAAAAAAAUGAUAUAUAUCUAUCAUAUAUUUAUUUCACACUAACCGCUCAAGCUUGUUUUUAUGAUGUACAAGUGCAACAUUAUUAUAUUGCGCAUAGUUACAAGGUGUAUGUCCUUCUUUUACCCAUUGUAUAGUUUUGCUUUUCGGUUUUGGUGUUUUCCACACCCAAUUGCUGGCCCUUAAAAGGUGCAUAGGCUGAUUGUCUUUAUUUUUACAUGACCUAAUACCAAAAAUCAAUUUGGUUUAAAGGAACACUCCACACACCUAAAAUAUUUGUGUGAAAAGUGUGCCUCCCCCUCACCACCCCUUUUUUCCACUAAUUUAAUUAAAUUUUUUGUUUUAAAAAUAGAAUUUGCCACUUUUGUAAAUCAACCUAGUUACACCCCCUGGCUGUCAAUCACACAACCAAUCCUGAGACUUUGUUUGUUUAGCACAGUGGAGCAAAACUCAAGAGGCAGCCAGUUGCCCAGAGCACGUCUCGACUGGUGAACAGGAUAGUUUGUAGAGACUACAUACAAGACAUCUGUAAUUCUAUGCAUAUAUGUUUUCAUUGGUGGUAUAAUUACUAAAUAGCGAUUUGUUUAAUUUUUGUGUGUGCUUGGAGAGUGGAUUGUCCUCUUAAAGGAACACUUGCACCCCAAUAACACCUUUAUCUUAUUGACGUUAUGGGGGCAGAAGCAUCCAGGCACAGUCUUACUUUUAGGAGUUAAACGGCUUUCCAGUAGUUUUAACUUUGAAGUUGGUCCCCUAGUACCCGACUUAAUUCUACAUCCAGUGAUAGCCUAAGAGGGUUAGUACAUACUAUAUCUCUCAACGGGCGGUAGUAAUCUAUUGUGCAUGUCAGCUGAUGCUCUCAGCUUAUCACUGACCACCUGACAAAACCUUCCUCAUACUGCAACCAGGAGGAAAUGGUUAAUAACUUUAGGGGUUACAGUGGUUUAAUCCCAGAAUUUAAGAUAGUACCUCACACUCCUUUAUAUUCUAGUUAUGAUUACUAUCAGUAGAGGAACACAUUCUCUGCCAGAAUCCACCAGUCACUGAUAUAAUGCCUGCAAAUUUGCGGAAAAUGAAAGCUCACCCCUUGCUUUGAAAACAUACAGAAAGUUGCAAUCGGCCAUAUUAUUCCUACAGUCAGGGAGAGAGUAGGAGCAAUUGGACCCUACCAUUCCACAAUUAGUAUUGCAUAAGCAUUCCAGAGAUUGAUAAAGAUUUCUACAAAAAUUUUAAAUAACUUUUAUUUUAGAUAUAUGAUUUAGUUGUAUUUACUGUAUAUGAGCAUUAUGUUCUAUGCAGGCAUUUUAUACAGUUAAUUCGAAUUUUAGUGAGCUGUGCUGCUAGUAAUGGCCUUAGGGUCCAUAGAAAUUAUUAUAUGUAAUGUAUUUGACCAUUUGUAUUUACUGUAUGUAAGAAACUAUUUUUGCUUUAAUACUAACAUUUCAGACCCCGUGUGAAAAAUUACAAGAUAAAGAAUACUGUAUACUGUCUAAAGCUUUUUAUUUCCCAAAUAUAUUUUAUAAAGGCUAAAUGUACAUAAUUUGAAUUUAACAUUUUUGUCUGCAAAUAAAGAUAUGCACACAAGUUCUAUGAUAUUUUAUAAGCUAGCUAUGCAUCCCUUGCUUCAAGUGUUAUGUUUUUUAUUUUUUUUAUUUCCCCUAUCAAAACCUUUAUUAAUAUUCAUAUGCCUAGUAAAGACGGUAGACAUAGGUAGAGAUCAAGAAAUGGAGUACCCCAUUAAUACUGUGUGUGUGUGGAUUUUUGGGGGGAGUUUUUUGUAUUGGUGUAGGGAAACUCUCUUUUAAAGGCUUAUUUCAAGCCCAAUGGCCACUUCACUGAUUUGAAGUGGUCAUGGUGUCUGUGGUCUGUAUUUGCAGCAUUUUGCUUUGAAAUUCUGCUCAUAUAGAGUUUAAGCCCUCUGUUGGUGGAAUUAUAAUUCCACCUCUGGUUGCAUUAAUCCAAAAUGGCUAAUGUGAAUUCUGUGCAUAUUUGUCAUCUGACACCCUCACUUACAGCAUGUUUGCAAGAGACUGCCCUCUAUGCCACACAUGUUCUACAUUCAACUUAUCCUUCUUGACAUCGGUUCCUCUCCAGCUAGGGAGUGAUGUCAGCAGCGGAGGAUUGGGGCUGGAAUACAGGUGUUUUAGAUAGAGAGAUAUAUAUAUAUAUAUAUAUAUAUAUAUAUAUAUCUAUAUAUAUAUAUAUAUAUAUAUAUAUAUAUAUAUAUCUAUAUAUAUAUAUAUAUAUAUAUAUAUAUAUAUAUAUAUAUAUAUAUAUAUAUAUAUAUAUAUAUAUAUAUAUAUAUAUAGAUAUAUAUAUAUAUAGAUAUAUAUAUAUAGAUAUAUAUAUAGAUAUAUAUAUAUAUAUAUAUAUCUCUAUAUAGAUAUAUAUAUAUAUAUAUAAUUUUUUUAUUUUUUAUUUUUUUUUAUUGGAGUGGAGGACUACUAUAGAAAGGAUUACUCUUACCAAAACCGGUGUUUUCUCAAAAUGUUGUUUUUUUUUUUAGCUGGCGUAACCCUUGAAAAUAGCCUAUUAACAAGCAUUUUUAUAUCAGCAAGUAUUACUUUUUCUUGUGCUACAGGUAGUCAUGGAGUGUUGCCAAGCUGAAGAAGGGAGUUCUACUUUUGCAAAACUUCUCGAAAAAGUUAAGGAUGGCCAGAGCAUCGUGGUGGAGACAGUGCUUGCAUUGCUGAAGUUGUGCCGUCAUACAAAUCCAAGUGUUAAUGAGUUAUUAAGAGAGAAAGACCUGACUGGGAAUGACUCAGAGGUGGAACAUUCAGGUAAAAUUUGUUAAUGUAGACUACAAAAUAGGAAAAAGUGCAGCUUUCCUCCAAAUACUAGUAAAAUCAUGUUCUGUUUUAUUAUGCCUUUUAUAGAUUCUGCCGUUACAGAAAAGACCUUGUUUGAUCUGUUAGUGGAACAUAGAGAGGAGCUUGUUCAGUGUAUUACGGAGCUUAGUCCUAUUAUUGAGUGCCUGGAUACAGCUGAGGAAGGAUUCCUUACCAAUAUUGAAAAACAGGUUUGUCACUUGUGGUUUUUGUUUCUUUAGUUUUUUUUCAUAAUUGACUUUGUUUCCACUCAGAAUGGAACACUUCAACGUUAGAACUAUAUACGUAGGUGGGCUUCUUUUUACAUUUAUUCAAGCCACCUCCUGGUCAAGUCUUCUGAAAUAUUUUUCCUCCCUUUUAAUCCAGCGCCCUUUUUGAAGUUCUGCUCCAGCCAGUGCUUAAGAAGCAUUGGGGAGCAGGGAGCAUACACAGCAAAUUGGAUUGAUGAUGCUUCUUAUAGCAGAUGCUCAAAGAAGAUUCAGGGCAAGGUCAAGAGUCAUGGAGAAUGGUGGAAAAUGGUACAAGUAAUGUCCCUCCACACAUAUAGAAACAUCAGCCAGAGCAACAGAGAGGAACUGGGCUGUGGGCUCUAGGAGACCUUCAUUCAGUGUUAAACCAUUCAAAAAAUUUAAAGGGACUCACGUUGCUCUCUUAUUACUCCUUGGACAUGAAUGCUUACCACGUAAACUACAAAAAUAAAAACUAGUGAGAGUUAAAAAUAAACCGCGUAACCUAGACACCUAUGCAUAAAUCUCAGAAGAAAGCUGCUCCCAGUGUUUUAAAGAGAGCUUUAGAUAUCUAGAAUGUAAAGUGAUGUGUGUGACGAUGUUAAACUCUUAUUGAAACAUAAAAUACAACUUUUUGUUAGGAAAUCCUCCUUAGCAUGCCUUCAUAUAAAUCCGUGGCAGGCAUUUGAGGUCAGCUGGUGGGAUAACGUUUACACACUGUUGUUCUUAUGUCAAGUUUAGCAUUUUAUUAUCACAUUAUUCUUAAAACUGGAUAGGGUAACAUGGGGUCUGGUAACUUAUGUUAGGUUAGAUACUUUUUAAAGUAUUCCUUAAUGUCUGACAGAAUGUACGAUUUGUUUUUGUUUGUUUGACUGGGGGGGUUGUAUUUAUUUUUUUCCCCUAUAAUAUUGCUAAUUUCUUGUCAGGUGAUUAUUGAUUGUUGUGAGGGUGGAUCCCACAAAGAGACCAUGGACAGACUUUUGAGGAAAGUUUUAGAAACCAAAACAUUGAGCCCGGAUAGCUUGGUGAAGCUUUUACAAGCUGUGAGGGAGGCCUUUCCAGAUCUACACUCUCUACUGGAACUACUAGAACCGAAUAGCAAACAAUCAACCUCUAAAGGUACUGAAAAAUGUCUCUUCACAUUGUCCUUGUUUGCUGGGAAGAUUAUUGUUUCCAUUACAGGAUGUUUGUUAGUAAUAGUGUGUUUAGAUAUUUCAGGCUUGACUUAAAUCUAGAUGGGACAGUGCUUUAAAAGAACACUCCAAAUACAUAACGCACUUCAGAUUGCUAUUAUGGUGGAGGCAGGCAGUGGCACCCAGCAGACACCAAAUAAGAAGUCAAACCAUUGUUCAACAGUUUGUUCCCUUUUACAGUGGGGGGAUGCCAAGGCACUUCUUGCACCAUAGGCACUACUGUAAAUAGAAGUGGUUGUGGUGCUUAUAGUGGUCCUUUCAUGACCAAAACAUCUCGUGCCCCUUUUAAUAGAUUAUGAUCCCUCGGUCACUGGACACAGGGAUUACUACAGUUUUGUGGACCUUUUUACUCAGAUUCUCUGCUCAACCAGAAUUUAUAAAAAUCCUCAUCUCCUGUAACAUAUUCCUACACAACUUUCUUUUAACCCCUUAACGCCGUUACGGCGUUCUAUGCCGUCCCCAUUUAAAUGGGCUUUAAAGCCGUUGCGGCGGCAUAGAAUGCCGUAACGGCUUGCAGCUCCAGGAGGUCAGAUUUACUUACCUCCGCCGCAAUCCUCUCCGGUAGGAAUGCCUGACAGCCCAGGCAGCCCUCCCACAGCAAAUCAGGCCUCCGGGGGCCAUGUGAUCACUCUCAAAGAGUGAUCACAUGGCCCCUAAAGCUGGCUGUGGAUCUGCCAGCAAGGGGACUGUCUGAAAUGUCAGACAGUCCCCCUGCGGUGGGAAGUAUUAAAAAAAAUUAUUAAACAUGUUUAAAUUAAUUAAAUGUAUUAAUUAAUUAAAUGUAAUAGAUAUACAUCUUAUAUAUAUGUAAUGUCAUACAUAGUGUAUUUUAAUGUUAAUAUAAGUACAUAUUAGUAUUAAAAUACACUUAGAAUGAAGUUACAUAUAUAUGAGAUAUAUAUAUAUAUAUAUAUAUAUAUAUAUAUAUAUAUAUAUAUAUAUAUAUGAGAUAUAUAUAUAUGAGAUAUAUAUAUAUAUAUUACAUAUAUAUUUUAUAUUUAUAUAUAUAUGUAUAAUUACAAGAAUAAAUACAAUAAUAAAAUAAAUAAAAUAUAUUUUAAAAAAAAGAUAUAUACAUAAGUAAUUUCAUUCUAACUGUAUUUUGUUAUUAAUAUAUAUAGGUAACAAAAUACACUUAGUAUGACAUUCUGUCUAUAUCUAUCUAUCUAUAUAUAAAAUACAAAUAACCAACAAGGAGUUCCUUUUACCUUGUGAACAAUAGAACAAAACAAGCUAGUAAAUUAGGUGGACAGCGCUAAGAAUUAUUAUAAUAAAAUCAUACAUACACAGGUGGUAGCAGAUUUCGCAAUUAUGUGUCUUACUCAAAAAACAAAAAAAGGAAAUAAAAGUACAAUGAUAGUGCAGUAUGUUAUGAAUAAUAUGGUGAUAAAGAUAUAUUCCAAAGGGGCACUCACGUUUUCCAGAGCUUAAAAAGCUCUAUUUUAGGAGCCUGGACGAAACAAUCCCUGUCUAAGGAUUUAUUUUUGCUGGUAUCAGAUUCCCAAGGUAGUGCGGUUCAUCAUAUGAAAAAAAUAAGGAUGUAUACCAAUGAUACAGUACUAAUGUAAAAGUAGGAUAAGUAAAUAAUAUUUGACCUACUUACAUUUGCUAGAGCAAUGACCUGCUCUAGUGUAUGGAGCUUUAGGUGGAACAAUCCCCACCUAGGGAUAUAUGUAGAUCUGGAACAGCAGAGUGAUGGUGAGAGUAUAAGAAGCUCAAGAGUGACUGGGUAUUAAAACAGAAUCUUUAUUAAUAAACAGAAUGAAUAAAACUAUUUAAAAGUGAACUAUAUAGUAAAAAGAACUAUAUAUAAAACCAGUCCUUGUAGGCAAUCCUUAAUCUCCACUUGACAUGUUUCGCUUACAGCUUUCUCAAAAGUGAAUGAAAAUAUAUAUAUAUAUAUAUUAGAGAGAGAGAUAUAGCUAUAUAGAUAUAAUAGAGAGAGAGAUAUAGCUAUAUAUAAAUAUAGAAUUUAAAUACAUAUAUGUGUGUGUGUGUGUGUGUAUAUAUAUAUAUAUAUAUAUAUAUAUAUAUAUAUAUAUAUAUAUAUAUAUAUAUAUAUAUAUAUAUAUAAAUUCUACAUGUAUAUUUAAGUAAUCUUUUAACAUAAUUAUGUGAUUUUAAUUAAUUAAAACUUGAUUGACAUGUCUGACAACCCAGGCAGAAAGUGUAGAGAAUGUAAUUCGCCAGCACUAUAUUUAACCCUGUAACUUUCCAAGACACCAUAAAACCUGUACAUGGGGGUACUGUUUUACUCUGGAGACUUCACUGAACACAAAAAUUAGUGUUUCAAAAUUAUAAAUUGUAUAACGAUGAUAUUUUCAGUAAAAGUAAAAGUUUUUUGCAUUUUUAACACACGAAUGGCACUUUUACUGACAAUGUUAUUGUUGUAAUAUGUUUUACGGUUUUGAAACCCUUAUGUUUGUGUUCAGUGAGGUCUUCCAAGUAUAACAGUACCUCCCAUGUACAGGUUUUAUGGUGUUUUUGAAAGUUAGAGAGUCAAAUAUAAGGCUUGCAUUUCAUUUUUUUCACAUUCACAUGAAAUUUGCCAGUUUGGUAAUGUUGCCUUGGAGACCGUAUGGUAGCCCAGGAAUGAGAAUUACCCGCAUGAUUGCAUACCAUUUGCAAAAGUAGACAACCCAAGGUAUUGCAAAUGGGGUAUGUCCAGUCAUUUUUAGUAGCCACCAAUGCUGAUUGGCCAGGGCUGUGUUUGAAUCAUGCUGGCUCUGCCCUUGAUCUGCCUCUUUGUCAGUCUCAGCCAAUCCUAUGGGGAAGCAUUGUGAUUGGAUCAGGCUACCACAUGUCAGCAGACUGCUUGUUUUUCUGAGUCUAACAGCAUGCAUAGUUACAGUUUCAGGCUUGAAUACAGUAAGAUUGUUACUAUAUUUAUGGAGGAAUGAGGGGCCCAGGGGGGGGAGAUGGUGGUGUUAACACUAUAGGGUCAGGAAUACAUGUUUGUGUUCCUGACCCUAUAGUGAUCCUUUAAUGCAUUUGAGUUGUUCUGGCAGCACGAAGAGGGACCUACACAAUAUUAUGCAGGUGCUUUUAAUGUUAUGGCUGAUCAGUAUAUUUGCUAAACCGUGUGAUUGAUGGAGAAAUACAUUCAAUGUCUUAUUUCAAUACUUCAUUGUGUUAAGUGUGAAAAAAACUAGCAAGGUCUGCGAUCUUGCAUUUGUGCAUGGAUAUACUAUUUUACUUGCAGUCAUGAGGGCAGAUUAUAUGAAGGGUGACAGCAUGUAACUAGUGCAUAUUCAUUGCACCAAUUAUCUGAUUACACCCCAUUUUGCUACUUGGCUUAUUUAUUUUUUUUAGGCUGCAUUUAUUGUACUUUAAAUUGCAAUGAGCGUUGUAUGUGCUUGCACAAUUAUUUCUUUACAGUAAUGUUGAGCACAGCUGACUUUGGACUAGAGUUGCUCAGACAGUACCAGGAAAAUUUUUGUGAAGUGGUUACUUCGUCAGAGAUGGUGAUUAGUGAUAUUUCUUCAGCUACCAAUUUAACAGCUUAUGAAACACAGGUAAAUAUGAAACUCACUUAAAAAUUAUUCUGUAUGGAUGAUUACAUGGUUUUAGGCAAUGUCUUAUCAUGUACACCAUUUUUAAACCAGCUGUUGAAUGUGUUUUUAACCUAAGGUCUUGGAACAAAUUGCAAAAAAGAAUUCAAAUUCCCGGAUUUUCAACACUCUGAUUAAUUCUGUGUUAGAUGAUCAAACCUUAACGGUAAUGGCGUGCUGGCAGCUGUUAUUUGCAAUGCAAACCACUAAUGUGUCUCUUAAGUCACUAAUUGAAGAGAUUCGAAAGGAGCCUGGUGCCGAUGCUUUCUUCCUGACUGGUAAAUUAAAAACUCCCUUGAAAUAUACUGAAUCUGUCCAUUUAACUUAAAUAGUGAGUUUGCAUUUACCAUUUUUGUGUGAUUAUUUUUUUUUUUUGCUUGCCAGUAUCCAACAGAGAAAAUGAAGCUGCUGAUAUUUUGGUGCGCCACAGCGACUUAAUCGUAAAAGCACUUGGCCAGAACAACACUCUUGAGUCUGCACUUCCUGAAGAUAAAGCAUUGUCAGAUUUGGUGAAAGAGGUGAACUUUUUCUUAUUUAUUUAUUCUUUCUACUUCUAGAUUUGUAUUGAUCUGCAGUACACUGAAUGUGAAGUUAUGCAGUCACAUAUGUAUUCUACAAUUGCAGAUUAUACUAGCUUUAGUGUAACUAUAAUCUUAAUUUUAUUAAUGACGAAUAUUUGCUUAAGUCUCUCUUUACUAGAACUCCACAGCAGUACAUUAACACAGAGAAAAAACAACCAAUCAGAAAAAAGUAAAGAAACCAUAUAAGGCCCCUCCCAACCAACUAUUUCCUCUUUCAAGCUGCGACAAAACAAAGUACAUAAACAAGAUAUAAUAAAAUAAUAAUAGAAGAAAAAUCUAACGAAAUCCGACAAUGACUGUCAUCCGAACUCAAAACAAAAGUUGAUCCGUAGAGGAAUUCCCAUAAUCAAUAACUGACAGUACAACAUCCCAGAAAAACACACUCUAACUUCCCCUAAAUAGACAAUACUAGUCUGUCUACCACCGUCCUGGAGAAUAGACUAACACUAAAAAAUAGGACAACAAAAACAAACAACGAUAAGGGAAGGGUGAAACUGGGAGGGAAAUAUUCGCCUCCUGUCAUUAAUAAAAUUAAGAUUAUAGUUACACUAUAGCUAGUAUAAUCUACAAUUUUAUAACAUGACAGGAGGCUUCAGAUUUGCUGUUUUAACGCGCCGACAGCAAAGCAAAAGAAACCUAACCGACGGUCUACAAUAACUUGACAACAAGUAUCUUCUUGUGACCAAUCAGCCGAAUGCAUGAUGUCUAGCAGGGAAACGCCUGCCCUAAAGGCACCGGAAGCCACCGCGCCUCUAACCGAAAGCGCUCCGGAGCUCAAAUUCAUCCCCGCCACUGUCAAUAACCAUUUAAUCCAUUGCGCCAUAGUAGGAGUCAAAACCGAUAUGUGAGGUCUGACCUAAGAAAUCAACAACUGGCCGGAAGGAGAAUAGUCCUCGCUACCCAGCGCUUAGGCGCAUCGCGGAAAUAAGGCUAACCAAAAUUACCGUUGAAUCCGACUGAUACGCCCUGACCCCAUCCAAAGGAAAAGAAAAAACGUCGCACUCGAAGGCCCAGUCCUCAAAACCACUACUGAAAGAAAUAAGGCAUAGCAAGAGAGAGGCCCCGAGAAUCAGGUCUAUCCCGAAGAAAAACGCCAAAAACGCGCGCAUGUCCCAGAGGUAGGAAUACUAGGCAGGGUGGACACUACAGUCUCAUACCACGAAGAAGCCUGCCGACUAGCAGAUCCUGACCAAAGGGUAGACUCUAAUCAGUACGUGGGCCGCGAAUGUUGAUCUCGCCACCUUAACCGAACGAUACGCUCGUCCCAGAACAAACAAACCAACAGAAAGUACAGCACGCUGGUUACAGGACCCGUGAAGGGAUCGGUAUCCCGUUCCAGACACCACCGACACCAGGAGCCCCAUGUUGAAAAUAGCAUCUCCUAGUCCCAGGGAUCCCAGAGGAGAUCCUAGCCGACUGCGAUCAUGCCUCGACCUUCCAGGCUCCCCUGAAAGAGUCCAGGCCACCAAUUGUAGAUGACAGUCCUUCACAAAGGGAUGAGGAUCGAAUCCGAGGGGAGCAUCAGUGAUGCCGGCAUGAAAACCCAGACUUGGCCCCGCCAUAGCGGAGCCAGCAACACCAAGGACACGCCGACUGCGCACUUGCAGUAAUACCCUGGGAAUCAAAGCCAAUGAAUGAAACGCAUAAACUCCCCCUGAAGGUCACGCCUGGAGAAAAAAAACGUCCACUGUUGAGCACGCCGGGUCCGGAAGUUAGCUGAAGUAGGUCGGAACCUGAAAAUUCGUCCAGGAGGCGAACAGAUCCACCGUGAACGAGCGCCUCUGGCCCACGAGUUCGAGGAAGGUGGGCCGAAGAUGUCGUCCAUUGCUGGUGUCCCUCCAAUGUCUGGAGAACCAACUCACCAUCAGGUUCGACUCUCCUGUUAAAUACACCGCCAGGGGGUGAAUUUGUGCUGGAGGCAGAAACUGUAUAUUUCCUACGUUACCUCCAGACAUAGGAUCGUCCUUAUCACCUUCCGAAUGGUCGCUAUCUUGGAUAGAGGCAGCCGUAGGACCUUCUUUUGCAUCUACUUCGAAACCGAAGGACUCGACCACCUGGGCAGGAGAGAGAGCUAACUUCUACCGGAUGACCACGAACCAUAGGUGUUCAAAUAAAGGGAACGCACAGUGCGUCUGACACUUCAGUCUGAAUGGCUCCUCGCAGAAUUGCAUGUCCAGAACCCACUGUACAGCCCACUUGUUGAAAUGGAGCCCGAAUCACCGCGUCUGUCAGGGUCUGUUGCUCACUUGAGGCAAAGGGGACCGGUGGAGGACGCACCUGAGUCGGAGGGAAAUGAAGAAGCUAUGACAUAUCCCCGAACCGUCUGAAGAACGAUGGUUCACAGGAUCCUCGGCGGUCAGAAAACCAGAAGCAGCUGGAGACGCGACCCUGCUGUCGUCCAGCGGUGCCAAAGAAAAAUACCAGUGAAAACUGUGGCGAAAGACCCGUUACACUGAGGUCUGCACCUUGUCCUAGGAAGUGAACAGGUUCACGUAUUUGUGCAGUUCCAUAAUGAAAGGUUCCCCCAAUAGCAGACCUUUUGCCAAGGGGUCCAAUUCCUUUGACCCCCAAGUCUGACAACUUGAUGUCCAUCCUCAAGGGGGGCCGCCUUCCUGCGUUCCGUGGAGAGGGCCACGUUUGUAUCGCCCAGUAGGCAAAUGGAUCGCAAAACCUAGUCCCGCAUGGCGGUAGGGUCCAGAGUAGCCCCCUUCCGAGUAAGUCUCCUCAGCCACCAUUAACAUCCUGCACAGGAAGCACAGCAUGUCCAGUAGUCCUGUGUCAACAGAGGCUGCUCUCGACCCCUUCAUGGGAUCAUGCCCCGUAUGGGUCAUGUAUGUAGCGACCAUGGAGUCAAAUUCCGGGGUUGUGGUGGGCUUAUCCGGUAGUACCGGUCUGGGGCAUUCAGCCCAAAAUUAUCUGCGCAUCUCCCAAUCAAGAGGUCUGCGGACCUAGUAAUAUACUAAUUGUGCCAAGUGAUCGGGAAAGGACUAUGCGGGGUGUCGAAUGGCCUGAGGGUCGAACAAGGGUUCGUCCACGGCAUCCAAGAAAGUGUCCUUGUCCGUAGUCUUAGCCGCCACCCCAGACGUGGAGGCAUCCUCCGGUUUACGGUGCCACUUAGGGUCAUCUCCAAGGUCCCUUCCCCACUCAACUUCCUCCUCAGAGGGGAACUGGCCUGCCUGCCAUACAUCCAGGAUGGCCGUAUAAGGGGGAAGGGUAUAGAAGCCCCCUCUCUGGCGCCUGGCAGGCGGUGGCGUCUGGACAAUGAGGCCGACAAAUCCGGGCCAAGACGCUUCGCCGGAGCCUUGCCUUUCCAGGAGCGUGGCACAGGGCCUUCACCCUUCCAAUACCUCCCUUGCCGGUACUCUCCUAGGAGAGUCCGACUCAGCCGAGUCGUCUGCCAUAUGGGAUAUUUCCCUAGCGCCCCAUUCCGGUUGAGCUAAAGGGAGGGCCCUAGCCAGGGCCUAUUCAGCAGAGGCGGCCACUGCCGCAUUAAUCAUGGCUUGCAGAUUCUGCUCUUGGGUAGAUGGUUCCGUGCUCAAGGAGCCGUGGGCAAGCGUGACACCAACGGGUAUAAGGACAAGCGUCACCAGUAUGUAAACGGAUCAGCACCCCUAAUAAUGGCAGAGGCAAGCAGUUAACGUAUACAGUGUCCAGGUGGGCAUGUAGAGCCGUCAGGCGUACAUAAAGAAUGGCACAGUCAGAGCAGGCCAAUCAAGGGGCACAGUCAAGGCCGGCCAAUCCAGUCACAGCCAAGCAAGCUAGGUAUAUGGACCCAGGCAGCGUCGGCCAAAUAGAGGCACCUUCAAGGUAGGCCAAUCAGAUAUAGCAGGGAGUGUGCCCGAGGCUAGGAUGUCCGGCAUGCAGAAAGCAGAGAUAAGCAUCCACAGAUAAUGCAAUAAUGACAUGUUGCACCAGGAAAGAUACAUUCAGAUUACUCUGGUGUCCAAAAUAUGUCCUGGGGUGUUACUACCCCCCCUUAAGGAUACUCAUUUAUGUACUUCAGCAGGUUGAGGGACAGAGCCAACUCUGCCAGGGUGUGAACCUGUGACCCCUCAAGUAUUCAAAAUAUUCUAGUGAUGAUGCAUCAACCCACUGUGCUAUCACCCUGAUAUAUGUAAGCAGGGGAGGCUGCACGGUAGAGGGGAGUGCAGCAUUUGGACUACAACUGCCACCACCAGUCUCCUGGCAGCCAGAGAAAGUGAGCCAGACAGAGCAGGGACCUGGGCAUAAACAGGUAACCGUGGAGGGGGCAAAAAAACCUGCAGCCAAAUCUCCCCUCCGGGUACAGUGCAUAUCCCUUUAAAUGGCACUAAACGAGCAUUGUACCUUUAAGAGUGGCCGGCACUAUGCCGCAACCCGCCGGCAUGCACCACGAGGUCGCGGGAGGGUGAGCAAGGAAACGGUUACCGGCAGGAAGUGCAUAACUGACCGGGAUAUCCAGUGAAAAAUCAAAACACUGCCUUUCCUUAUGCACACACAUCAUGCAGCUCUCAGCACAUGUCGGUGCGACAUAAGAAAACGGUCACAGACAGAGCAGGAACUGACUGGGAUAAUAGUGAAAAAUCAUACAAUGCUUGUCCCUAUUCACAUACAUCCUACUGUAAUACAGGGAAAACGGUCACUGACAGUAAGACUUGAACUGACUGGGAUAAUAGUGUAAAAAUCAUACAUGCUUUGUCUCUAUUAGCAUACACCAUACUGUAACACAGGGAAAAAGAGUCACUGACCGUACAAGCAUGAACUGACUGUCAGACGAUUGGGAGCAGUCACUCCCACGUGGUCAGCCUGCUCUCCCACUACUGUCCACAACCACCCUGCCAAGCUGCGGUAAUCCGACGCGCGCGAGCGGGGACAGGGUGGGAGAGAGCAGGCAAACAGCUCCCGUCCGGGAGACUGGGAAACACGUGGGACCGCCAGAGUCUUACUCUGCGGUCCCUGCGGACGGCAACGGGAGGAGGACCGCCACUCAGCUACCGCAGAGAUGGAUGGAGGAAGGGAGGGAAGGUGGCAUAAACUGCCGGGCAGGGCGAAGGAAAUGGGGAACAGGCUACCCUAGGGCCCUAGCCGGCAGGACAGACCACCAAAAACCCCAAGCAGGAAGAACCCUGCACAAAUAUGAAUAAAAAAAAUAUAUAUAUCAGCUAUGAAUAAAUUAUGAACAAAUAUGUGUAAAAAAUAUGUAUAAAUAUCCACAGCCACCCAAAGUAAAAGGAGGCAGUGGUACUCUGACCUGUGCUUGAUGCGGAGCAGCAAAGAAAGAGGAAAUAGUUGGUUGGGAGGGGCCUUAUAUGUUUCUUUACUUUUUUCUGAUUGGUUGUUUUUUCUCUGUGUUAAUGUGCUGCUGUGGAGUUCUAGUAAAGAGAGACUUAAACAAAUAUGAAGCCUCGUGUCAUGUUAUAAAAUUAGCAGUACAGUCUGCAUCCAAAAAAUAAUUUCUGCACGUAUAAAUAAUAUAAAAGCUUGAUAUUUAUGGGUGUAUGAGCAUAGCCAGUAAAAUGUCACAGGGAGUGUUAAGACCUAAAAUACAUUUAAAAUGUAGCACAGAAGCAUUAGCACCACAGUUUGUUUAGUGCACUACGUUUUAGGCCUACCCAGGUACAUUUGCCUGUGAAAGCUUUAAGUGGAUACUGUUGCAAUGGAGUUUUUCUGUUUCCAGUUAAUUCUGAUUAUAAAUCUGCUGUUAUAAUUUUGACUCAACUUUUCAAUACAUUCAGAUCUUGUGGGUUUCUGUGAGAUGGCUCCUUUAUGUUUGUUACUUCUUGGAUUAAUGCUUCUCACUUUACUUUUUAAACCAGUCUAUGUGAAAUAUGGGUCUUUAAGGUUAGCACAACUAAAUGUAACUGCCGCACGUUUUCUCAUCCUUUCAAUAUUUGAUUAAUAAGCUUUAAUAAUUGUGACAAUGUUGCACUGAAAGAAAGUUUUGCUGCUAAUGUUAACAUGUGUGAAACAGUGCAUUCACUUUUUUUUUUUUUUUUUGAGGGUUUAUGUUUAACUGUGUAUAGGUCACUUAUUAUGAUCUCUUAUUCCUUCAGCUUUUCAAUACACCAGCAGAAAGUGAAGACAGCGAUGCGAGUUUCAAGCUCCUGACUUCUGCACUGCAGCAAAACAUACCAGUCAUGAAAUUCUGUAAUUUGCUCUUCACUGUCCAGGACUCUGCUCCAGACUUACAACCUGUUAUAAAAGAGCUAGAGCAGCUGGGUGAGUAUAUCAUAAAAUAUUGCUCUGCCAUGAGAUUUGCAAAAAACAAUAGCUUUUCCUGUAUAAGAAUAAAAAGUACCUAAUUGGCAUCCUUUAGACCAGUUAUGUGGCCACCAUCAACCAUUCACACGAUUAAUUCUUCUAAUGUAGUCUCCAUAUUUAGUGUGCUGUUGGAAAAAAUUAAUGUAUUGGGCUUCCCAAAGGGCCAACAAUAGUUCGAGAAUCAGAGAACGGACACAAGUUUGGUUAGAUCCUACUUGGUGGACUCAGUUGAUUUUUAGCUAUGUUAUGUAUUCAGUGUACAGGGAAAGUAUUGCCAAAAGAAAAAAUGGCCAUGUAGUUUGCAUUGUAUAUAUGUCUCUUUCUCAUAUGCUUGUCAUAGGCUUAAAAAAACAAAACAAACUGGGUGGUAUGUUUAUUCCUCAUUCUUGGGUUCUCUACCAGAGGCAUGGGAGCUUGAGGGUUCUGCGUAGUAUCUUAGCUGUUCCUAGAACUACACUCUUCUGGACAGCGAUCUCAGAUGUCCCACCUGGAAUCUGUUGAAGCCACUUCCCCCAACUUGGGAGUCACAGCCCCGAGUGCUCCUAUCACAACUGGGACCACUACUGCCUUCACUUUACAUAUUCUUUCUAGUUCUUCUUUCAGUCCUUUGUAUUUCUCCACCUUCUCAUGUUCCUUCAUCCUGAUGUUAUAGUCACUGGGUAUUGCCACAUCCACCACGACUGCAGCCUUCCAUUCCCUGUCUACCACCACAAUGUCAGGUUGGUUGGCCAGCACUUGUUUGUCUGUCUGGAUCUUGAAGUCCCACAGGAUUUUAGGCCUGUCAUUCCCGCAGGUUCAAUCCAUAUCCUUUCUUUCAUAUGUCUAACCAUGUAUGCUGUUCCUGCUAACAUCUUGCAUCCGGCUACUAGGUGCUGGACUGUCUCAGAGGCCUAUUUGCACAGUCUGCACCUUGGGUCUUGCCUGGUGUGGUAGACUCCAGCUUCUAUUGAUCUGGUUCUGAGUGCUUGUUCCUGUGCUGCUAGGAUUAGUGCCUCAGUGCCGUCUUUCAGUCCUGCUUUUUCCAACCACUGGUAGGAUUUUGUCAUAUGAACCACAUCAGCUAUCUGUCAGUGGUACACCCCAUGGAGAGGUUUGUCUUGCCAAGGAACCUUCUCUUUUCUGCAUCAUCUAUCAGUUGAAGUCUCAUUUCAUCUUUUGGAGCCAUCUUCGUGAUGUACUUGUGGAUGCUCUAUGUUUCAUCCAGGACUGUUAACUUGACACUCAUCAGGCCCCAACCUCCUUCCUUCUGGCAGGUGUACAGUCUCUGGGUGCUGGAUUUCAGGUGGAAUCCUCCAUUCAUAGUGAAUAGUUUUCUGGUCUUGACAUUCAUGUUGACCAGUUCUUCUCUUGGCCAAGUUAUUAUUCCAGCUGGAUACCUGAUGACCGGUAGGACAUAUGUGUUGAUGGCUUGGAUCUUGUUCUUACCAUUGAACUGGGACUUCAGGACCUGUCUGACUCUUUGGAGGUACUUAAAUGUUGCUAUCCUUCUUGCCUCUUCGUCAUGGUUGCCAUGUGGUACCCCCAGGAACAUAUAGCUGUUCUCUACAUCUUCUAUUUGGCCUUCUGGAACUCCUUCUGUCCUGAUCAUCAUCCCUCUUUUUGCUAUAAUCUGCCCGCACGUCUCUCUAGUCCGAACGACAUUCCAAUGUCCUUGUAUAUCCUAGUUAGGUGAAUCAGUGAGUCAAUGUCCCGCUCAUUCUUGGCAUACAGCUUGAUGUCGUCCAUGUAGAGUAGGUGGCUGAUGGUAGUUCCGCUCUUGAACCUGUAUCCGUAUCCACUCUAUGUUUGAUGAUCUGGCUAAGGAGAUUGAGGCCUAUGUAGAACAGCAUUGGGGAUAGCACAUCUCCUUGGUAUAUGCCACAUUUGAUGUUCACUUGAGUUAUUGUCCUGGAAUUGGCUUCUAGAGUUGUUUUCCACUUGCCAAACGAGUUUUUGAUGAAGGCUUAUUGUCUUGCUGACCUUGUAGAGAGCCAAGCAUUCCCAGUAUCCAUGUGUGUGGAUUAAUAUUUUAUAUAGUGUGUGUGUGUGUGUAGAUUUUUGUUUAACAUUGUAUUAACUAUCCUAUAUAUUAUUAUUCACGGCAGUUUAUGGGUUAUGUAAUUUAUCAUCUGGAACUAUGUAAUGUAUUUCUACACACAUGCAUCACUUUAUUUAGAUGUAUCUGACUGUGUGUAACAAUUAGCACAGCUGUGGACCGCAUAGGUGAUCUCAGUCCAAUUUGUUCUUGUGUAGUGCACACGCAGCAUUCUCAUUGAUAACUUGACAAGUUAAUAUUGGCAGCCUGGCGUGACAGAUCUGGGGGCUGCUUUACAGCUACAGUGAUUUUUUUAAUUUUAUUUAUUUUUUUAUUUUUAUUUUUUUACGAAAUGCUGCUAUAAGCUACUCACAGCUGAUAGUGGGUGCAGGUUGCUCUUUGCACCCUCAGGUUUCCAAUCAUGCAAGAUUGUAUGGUACUUAGAGUGACUGUUUCAGCAGAUCAUCUGUCAUGCACCUCCAAAUUAAUUAGUAUAUUUAUAGGUUUCUAGUAUUUCUUUUUGCUUAACAGCGUUCUAUGCCGUCCCCAUUGAAAUGGGCUUUAAAGUCGUUGCGGCAGCAUAAAACGCCGUAACGGAUUAAGCCCCCAGGAGGUAAAAUUUACUUACCUCCGGCGCGAUCCUCUUCGGGAGGACUGCCUGACAGUCCUCCCACGGCAAAUCAGGCCCCCGGGAGCCAUGUGAUCACUCUCAAAGAGCGAUCACAUGGCCCCCUAUAGUUGGCUGUGGAUCUGCCAGCAGGGGGACUGUCUGAAAUAUCAGACAAUCCCCCUGCUGGUGGGAAGUAUUAAAAAAACGUUAUUAGACAAGUUUAAAAUAAAAUAAAUGUGUGUAUGUAUGUAUGUAUGUGUAUGUGUGUGUGUGUGUGUAUAUAUAUAUAUAUAUAUAUAUAUAUAUAUAUCUAUCUUAUUUAUAUGUAACGUCAUACGUAAUGUAUUUUAAUAUUAAUAUAAGCACAUAUAUUAGUAUUAAAAUACUUAGAAUGAAGUUACAUAUAUAUGAUAUAUAUUGUAUACAUAUAUAUUGUAUACAUAUAUAUUUUAUAUUUAUAUAUACACGUAUAAUUACAAGAAUAAAUAAAUAAAAUUUAAAAAAUAAAAUAAAUUUAUAUAUACAAAUGUAAUUUCAUUCUAACUGUAUUUUGUUUUUUAUAUAUAUGUAACAAAAUACACUUAGAAUGACAUUCUAUAUAUAUCUAUCUAUAUAUAAAAUACAAAUAACCGCAAAUAUAUGAUUGCACACCAAUUGCAAAAGUAGACAACCCAAGGUAUUGCAAAUGACGUAUGUCCAGUCAUUUUUAGUAGCCACUUAGUCACAAACAUUGGCAAAAUAUUAGUUUUUUGCUUUUUUCCCCACAAAAAAACAAAUAUGAACGCUAACUUUGGCCAGUGUUUGUGACUCAGUGGCUACUAAAAAAGACUGGACAUACCCCAUUUGCAAUACCUUGGGUUGUGUACUUUUGCAAAUGGUAGUCAUGGGGGUAAUUCUCAUUCCUGGGCUACCACACGGUCUCAAACGUAACAUUACUAAUCUGGCAAAUUUUAAUGUGAAAAAAAUAAAAAAUGGAAUGCGCUAUAUUUGACCCUGUAACUUUCCAAAACACCAUAAAAUCUGUUAAUGGGGGGGUACUGUUUUACUUGUGAGACAUUGCUGAAUGCAAUAUUUGUGCAUUUUAUUGGGGUAAAAGCAAACCGUAUCAUGACAUUUACAGAUAAAAUGUCAGGCAGUACUCCUUUUUUCUUUUUUUUUUUUUUUCUUUUUUUUUAAAUCUUAAUUUCUCACAGUUUUUAUUUUUAUUUUAUUUUAUUCAUAAUAAGUUAUGUUUCAUAUAUGAAUAGUUCAUGAGAAGUUAAAGCCCUGUUUCUCCUGAACAAAAUGAUAUAUAAUAAGUGUGGGUGCACUUAAUAUGAAAGAGGUGAAUUACGGGUGAACAGAUAUAUAGCGCAAAUUCCAGGUUUUGUUUACAUUUUGUUUUGAUCAGAACGUGUACUAUUGACUCCGUCCUGAAGGGGUUAAAUGUGAUUAUUUUUCUGUGUGUGUAUAUUGUAACAUUUUGUUUGUGUUUUUGUUAGGCUUGCUUAUGGACGAGAGAUCAAAUAUGCAAGGUAUCAGCAAGUGGAAUGUUGCCAACGAUUUCCAACUAGUAGUUGUUGAAGAGUUUGGUGAAAGAAACGAUGAAGACGAAGAUACUAAAGAUGAUGAAAAUGAAGAGGCAGAGGCCAAGAAAGAGGAGUCUGAAUCAACACAGGAAAAGGAAUCUGCUGGUUCUACUAAAAAGAGAUAUGUCUGCCAGUCAUGUGACAAGAUAUUCCUGUUCCGUUGUCGUCUAGAGGUGCACAUGAAGCGCUGCCGGAUGGCAAAGAGGAAUCCUUUACAAUGCAAGGAUUGUAAUGAGGUCCUAACUUCUAGAAAAGAGCUAGAUCAACAUCGAGAGGAAAUUCAUGGUUUUGCGACGUUUCCUCGAUCAACCAAAGGGAAAAGGAAAUUGCUUGUUACAUGUGAUAUUUGCGGAAAGGAGUUUGCACAUCCGUCAGGUACAUUUAAAAAAAAUGCCAAUUCGUUAUCCUGCUAAUGCAAUCCUAAAAUGGGCUUUUUAUUGGACUGGUUGUUAGACUGUACUACACAAGAACUGCAUAACCUAUUUAUUUUAUUGUUUCAUGAAAUGUUGUUUCAUAAUUUUUUUCCAUUUCUUGUUGGGACUUUGUAUUAACUGUAUAAAUUAAAGGAACACUCAAAGCACCAUAUAGAUGGUGGAUAUGGUGCCCUGGUGUGGCUCCUCUGUUGCAAGUCAAGUAAUUUUGCAGGGCUUAGCAGAUUGGAUCAGUCAACACUCUCAGCAAAUAAGCUAGCCUUGCGUUACAAGGUUUAAAGGGACAUUAUAGUCACCAGAACAACUACAACUUAAUGCGUUUGUUCUGGUGAGUAUAAUCAUUCCCUGCAGGCAUUUUCAUGUAAACACCGCCUUUACAUUGCCACUUAGGGAGACCCUUUAGUGUCCACUUCUCAGAUGGCAACUGGAGGUACUUCCUGGGGCAGUGCUUCACAGUGUGUAAGGAGACGCUGAACUUUCCUCAUAGAGAUGCAUUGAUUCAGUGCAUCUCUAUGAGGAGGUGCUCAUUGGCUAACCCUGCUUUUAGCCCUUGUCAAUUUCAGCCAAUCCGAUGCUUUGCCUAUGGGAAAGCAUUGGAUUGGCUAAAAUCAUAAAUUCUGAUGUCAGCAAGAAGGCGGACCUGGGGCGGAGCCAGCAGACCCACGCAGCGCUGGAAAUAAGGUAAAUUUCCUUACCUUUUAAGGAGGGGACACAAGCCACCUAAAUGGUGGUUUUAAGACUAUAGGGUCUGGAAUACAUGUUUGUGCUCCUGACCAUAUAGUGCUCCUUUAACUCAGGACAGCCAACGUAAGCUGCUGCCAGGAGCUUCCGGUUUUUCAAUGUCCAUUAUUAAUGUGGAGAGCAGUGCCCAGCGGACAUCAGUUAAGAAGUCAAACCAUUCUAAAAAGAACUAUGAAUGUGGGAGGCAGCAGAGUACUUAUAGCACCAAGGCUAAUAACCAAUAGUCAGAGAAAGUAUUUUUUACUAUAGAAGGUUUUAAAGAUGAUGAUGCUAGAGAGAAAUGCAUGAAUAAUUGGUGAUCUAUUCAUUUCUGAAUAGGAAGGCUGGUACGUUCAGGAUCUGAUAUUGGUAUUCACAGCAUGAUUGUCCAGUUAGAUAAGAAUGCACAAGUGAUGAAUGUGCAAACUGUUUAUUUUUGUGUUCUCAGGAUUACAGUAUCACAAAAGAACAGAGCAUUUUGAUGAGAAGCCAUUCUCCUGUGAAGAAUGUGGUGCAAAAUUUGCUGCCAACUCCACACUUAAGAACCAUUUACGUCUUCACACAGGGGAGAGGCCUUUUGUAUGUAAGCACUGUCACAUGACUUUCACCCAGGCAGCUGCACUGUCAUACCAUACCAAGAAGAAGCAUUCUGAAGGUAUCUUUCUACUACUGUUUUCCAGGAUGCCGCAAAUGCAUAAAAAAUGAAAGGUUGGGAGGGAUAGGGUUGAAAAUACCGUGUACAUAUAUAGAACUAUAAAAGAUAAUGGAUAUGUGAAACAGGCGCUUAGAUUUUCUUAUGUAAUGAACCCAAAAUAAUUACCAGCUAUUCUCUCCUAAUACACCACAUUUAAAAACAUGCUUUAACCAAUAAUUUAUUUGUGGUUAACACAUCGCAAACCAGAGUGGAACGCUGAAAAUAAAUCUAAUAUUUUCACUCACCCUUAUACAGAUGGAGCGACAGGAGUAUUUUUAAAACACAAAAAAAGAAAAACGAUUAAUGUAAAACAUAUUUGUGUAUGUAUACAUAUUUUCCCCUUCCUCCUUGUCUCAUAGUCAGAUUAAGAGGGGCGGCCAUGGCAAGACGGGCGCCCCAGUGAACUAAAUGUAUGUAAAAAUAUUAUUUCACUUCUAGGAGGAGGAUACUGCAUUUACAUCGGUAGCCUAGUAUUAUGUUUGUAUACCUAACAUUAGUGGAGUUAAAGGGUAUAAAAUUAAAUAUCUAGUACUACAAUUUGUUAGUUAUGACUUAUUAAAAUUAGUGUAAUUCAUAUUUUGUAUGUUUUUUUUACAGUUCAGUACAUUUUUAAAUGAACUAUCUUAUUUUAGGAAAGAUGUAUGUGUGCCAGUACUGCGAUGCUGUCUUUGCACAAUCCAUUGAACUGACGCGGCAUGUGAGAACCCAUACUGGAGACAAGCCAUAUGUCUGUCGAGAAUGUGGGAAAGGCUUCAGUCAAGCCAAUGGUCUUUCCAUCCACCUGCGUACAUUCCAUAGUAAGUGGUGGACUCUCCACUAUAACUAGUUAUUUUCCCAGAAAAUAUGAAUGCAGCAAUAGCAACUCAUAUGUAGGUUUGUGGUUCACUUUAGUGUGUCUUUCUUCUUCAGGAACAGUCACUAUAAAAAAAGCUAAUUAUUCAUACACCGUAGUAUUUUAAUUUUUUAGUGUGUCUUUCUUCUUCAGGAACAGUCACUAUAAAAAAAGCUAAUUAUUCAUACACCGUAGUAUUUUAAUUUUUUAUAUAUAUAUAUAUAUAUAUAUAUAUAUAUUUUAAAGAUAUUACAAAGAGUUUUUGUAAAACAUUAUGGGUAAUUGAUUUAUUGGUGUUUCUUUCAAAUCAGAUUUAUUGAAGAGGUUUAGUAUUUGAAUAAAAUAAAAAAAAGAAAGUUAGUGAGUAUUGCAAAACUGUAUGAAAUUUCUUGUAUAUGUAUUUUCACCGCUUAUUUUAUAUGUUUAAAAGAAAUUGUGCUUUGGUGAUAAAAAUUUUAAUAUCAACAAUUUUUGCCAGAUAUUGAAGAUCCAUAUGACUGUCAAAAAUGUCGAAUGAGUUUUCCUACUUUGGAGGAGAAUCGACAGCACAUUCAGGUUGUACAUUCCAAGGAAUACCAUCCCUGUCCUACAUGCGAGAAGAUUUUCAGUGCUCCAUCCUUACUUGAGCGCCAUAUUGUAACCCACGUUGGAGGAAAACCCUACAAUUGUGAGAUAUGUGAUAAGGCCUACCAGGUAUGAUGACUUCUUUUCUGAAAUUCUUCUAUUGUUUAUAUGUCACUGAUGAAGUAUAACAAAUGGUUUUCAGCAUAUAUACUGUAACAACUUAAAGGGACACUUCACCACCCAAAUACUUAAACACCUAAAAAUAUGUUAUAUAUUGGAAGGCGGGGCCUGAAGUUGUGGGAGGGGCUAUGUACCUUUAAAAGGGACUCCCCCUCCUACCUAACUUAACCUAGACUGCUGAAUACACACACAGACUGCUGAGUACACAGACUGUUGAAUACACACACAAUACUGCUGAAUACACAAAUACUGCUGAAUACACAAAUACUGCUGAAUACACAAAUACUGCUGAAUACACAAAUACUGCUGAAUACACACACAAUACUGCUGAAUACACAAAUACUGCUGAAUACACACACACAGACUGCCGAGUACACACACACAGACUGCUGAGUACACAGACUGUUGAAUACACACACAAUACUGCUGAAUACACACACAAUACUGCUGAAUACACACACAAUACUGCUGAAUACACACACAAUACUGCUGAAUACACAAAUACUGCUGAAUACACAAAUACUGCUGAAUACACAAAUACUGCUGAAUACACAAAUACUGCUGAAUACACAAAUACUGCUGAAUACACAAAUACUGCUGAAUACACACACAAUACUGCUGAAUACACACACAAUACUGCUGAGUACACACACACAGACUGCCGAGUACACACACACACUCCUAAAUACACACACACAGACUGCUGAGUGCUGACACACCACCACACAGACUGCUGAGUACACACCACCACACAGACUGCUGAGUACACACCACCACACAGACUGCUGAGUACACACCACCACACAGACUGCUGAGAACACACCACCACACAGACUGCUGAGAACACACCACCACACAGACUGCUGAGAACACACCACCACACAGACUGCUGAGAACACACCACCACACAGACUGCUGAGAACACACCACCACACAGACUGCUGAGAACACACCACCACACAGACUGCUGAGAACACACCACCACACAGACUGCUGAGAACACACCACCACACAGACUGCUGAGAACACACCACCACACAGACUGCUGAGAACACACCACCACACAGACUGCUGAGAACACACCACCACACAGACUGCUGAGAACACACCACCACACAGACUGCUGAGAACACACCACCACACAGACUGCUGAGAACACACCACCACACAGACAGCUGAGAACACACCACCACACAGACAGCUGAGUACACACACACACACACAGACUGCUGACACACACACACAGACUGCUGAGUGUACACACACACACACACACAGACUGCUGAGUGUACACACACACACACAGACUGCUGAGUGUACACACACUGCAUUGAGGGGUACAGUGUAUGUGUUUGUGUGUAGGGUGAUGUGUGUGGGGGGGGGGUGAUGUGUGUGUGUGUUUGUGAGGGGUGAUGUGUGUAGGGCAGGGGUGCUGUGUGUAUGUUGUCCCCCUCACUGUUUUCUUUCCCCCCAUCCCUCCCUCAGUUUUCUUUCCCCCAUCCCACACUCAGUUUUCUCCCCCCCAUCUCUCCCUCAGUUUUAUUCCCCCUUCAAUUUUCUUUCUACCCCCCCAUCCCUCCCUUAGUUUUCAUUUCCCCCCCCACUUGACCUUGAUCUCCUACUUUGUAGCGUGGCCAAGCGCACCGCAGAGCUCAGUUUCCUGUACCCGGCCGGACAGGAAGUGCUCUCUCUGUGAGCACUUCAUUUCCAUCCACCAGGGUACAGGAAACAUAAGUUCCUGUACCGUGGCGCGCUCGGCCACGCUAGACAGAGUGCCUGGCAGGAGGGAGCGCUAUGCGCUCACCUCCUGCCGGUCACUCCGGUUUUUCGCCCGCCGGGCCGGUGCACUUUAAGGCGGCCACUUGUGCCGCCUUAUGGAUGCGCCGGCGGAGCGCACCCUCCCUCCCUCCGGCGACCUGUGGCCGCGUGCCCACAGAGGGGGCUCGGUGUGCCACCUGUGGCACGCAUGCCAUAGGUUCGCCAUCACUGCCUUAGAGAGUAGAGGUCCUGCGAGGCCAACACCCAUCCUCCACGAAAGAGGUAAUAGCGCCCACGGGCCAAAUCAUAGCCAGAUGCCUCACAUGUUGCAUAGCAAGGGAAUCACUCGUCACACCCACUCCACAGUUCAUAGACUCAUCCUUGUAAGCCCACAUCCAGCAGAUCACCCACUCGCGCCAACUAUAGAUAGAGCUGACCCAGCCACUUGGCAACUAGUAGGAACUCACCUGUCACCAGUCUAACGAAUUGUUUCGCCACUUCGGCACUAGUUAAACAACUGUAUACACCCUCAAGAGGAACUCGGGAUUCCUACAUAUAUAUAUUUUAGUACGUCCCAAGUUCCAGAAGAAGGAGAUGACGUUCCUUUUCCAAGUACUACAACUAGAACUGCCACCCCUACAAAAAAGGGGGAUUCCGGCAGUCCAUCUUCAAUUAGAUCGUGGACCAUCCCACGAAUCACGGACAAAUUACGCAAAGCAACAUACCCUUUACACCUACUGCCCGCAAAGUAGAAUUAUACAGGCUAAUGCAAGCCAAUACUAACAAAUCAGACACGGGGGCAAGCACAAGUGGCACGAGCAAUGCCACCCGUUAUACCAGGAUCGCCUCUAUAGUAACAUCCCUGAGGCAGAUGACCGAUAGACUAGAGUGACUGGAAGCUCAUGGCUGUCCAGUCGUGACACCAGAAACCACUCGCACUGAAUUACCGGGCCCUCCCCAUUCCCAACCCGGUAAUUCUAACACGCCUAUCUUCUUAGGCCCUCAUGUCAUUACCCCAACCAUAUGGUACCGACAGACCUCAAAGGACAUCCUGAAGGACAAGGGCGUUAAUCUCGUAUCGCGUAUCAUCGCCUCCCAGGAUGGCACAGUACACCGCUCAUACACCUAGGGCGACAUCUCAGUGGUCAUUGGAUGCUAGAGACACAAGACUGGAAAGAUUGUUCAUCAGUAUGGUUAUAACCUUCCUGGUCUUGUCAGUACAGACACUACUGCAUUUUCACAUGUCUCAGCCUAUAUUCCGGGCAAAUUGGGUCCUGUACGUCUACCCUCAGGUCAGCCGACUCAACAGGUAUAUAGUAUAUUUAGUCAUGGCAUUCCGGCACCUCUAUCAGGUUCCCCGUGUAGACCCUGCAACGAUCAUAUGUUACGCUGACGGUUACUGGUCAAUAUCAGUAUGACCAUAUUUCAAUUAUGGCUACGCUGUCGUGACCAGUAACUUUCAACUGACCUACAGCUUACAAUAUACCACCAACCCCACCUCAUUAAAUUCCACUAAGACUUACGUUACCUCCCAGUACCACUGGAACUACAUUGGGCCUCUCUCAACCUCUUUUGCAUAGUCCUCACACAAAGCCAUCGAUGGCCCUUUGGCGACGUAAUUCAGUUAACCUUAGGAGACAAAUACGUCUUAUGUUGCAACCCCUCAUUUGGCACUAAGUUUACAUAUCAGCUGGAUAGGAAUGUAUGCGUAAAGUGCAGCUAUCUCACAGCUUUCUACCUGUAAAUCAACUCGUCUUAUAGUAUUAUACUUCUGCUAUAUCUGGCACUGUCCACAUACGGCCACACAGUAGCUCUCCUCACGACCCUGGCUACACGGACUACUCCUGGCCAAACGUACAGAAGGUAAUAAUUCCCUCAUAACAGACGAACUACUUCAGUCUAGCAUAUUGUCAAUUUACGACGCAGGCAACAUGCCACAUACAUUAUGAUUCAUCCUGAGUUAUGUGGGUCAUUUAAGUUUCCCAGGGUCGUCCUUACUACCCAGCCGCCAUUGGACUUACAUAGUCAAUUCCAGACUGGACUAGUCCCACAUCACCGCUGCGUAUUAGACCAGUUCAUAUACAUCAUAUUAUACUGUCCUUCCCAUUUUCCUGGCUAAUUGACUGCUAUACUUGGCUUUUAUGGUUUCCCACGACCAAAAACUUACCAUCACAGCGCAACACGAUUCCAAGCUUUGCCUACGGUGUUCUAACCUGUACAAAUACAGGAUCACUGCGUACUAACUUACCAUCAACUAAGACCAGCCAGAGGGGUCACGAGGUACUUAUUCAGUACUACCCCACCAACGACGCAUGCCGCAGCCGACACAGAAAGUAAGGAAUGCAUUUGUGAUAUGUCAUCGGAAUACGCUAACUCUGUGUCUUGUGUUUUCGUAAUAAACAUCUUGAAUUACACUAUAUGGGUAUUCCUUUUUGCCCACUUAUUUACAGUCCUACCACACACACGUCGGUUUCCGCACACCUCUAUCGACUUUUUUAUUAUUGUGAUAAGUAUACUUACUAGCUAUUUCAUACCAUACUGAAAUGGCCCCGAACACAAUUUGGAAGGCGGGGCCUGAAGUUGUGGAGGGGGGGGCUAUGUCCCUUUAAAACGGACUCCCCCUCCUACCUAACUUACCUACUGGUCCAGAUGUACUUUUGGCCCACCCUCCUAUCUCUCUAUUCAACACUAUUCAAGGUAGGCCUACUUAUUUACAGGCCUACCACACACGUUGGUUUCGGCACACCUCUACCAACAUUUUUUUGUUAUUGUGAUAAGUAUACUCACUAGCUAUUUCAUACUAUACUGAAAUUGCCCCGAACACAAAUAGCAGAUAUACCCCAAAUGAAAACAUGCAUGCAUUUAAUUAUGCAUUUUUCAUUGGGGUUAUAUAUAAAAACAGUUUGCAAAAGCUGCAGUCCUGUGUCUGCUGCCUCGGCAAGCCGACUCCCUCUAGAUCAGCCAAGGAUUUCAGUGGCUGUCCAAGUCUUUGCAAGUCAGGUGCUCUGGGCAAUUGUCUGCAUUUUGAGUUUAGUUCCACUGAGCUAAAAAAAAACAGGAAGCAACAAAACCUGUUGUCUGUUUGAAGGCCGGGGGUAUAAACAAGGUUAAAGGGAUACUAUGGGCUUCCAGGCCACUUCAUCUCAUUGAAGUGGUUUUGAUGCAUUUUCCCUGUCCCCUUAACCUUGCAGAUGAAAACAUUGCAGUGUUUGAGAAACUACAAUGUUGUCAUUGCAGUGUUAAAGGAGCACUAUAGGGUCAGGAACACAAACAUGUAUUCCUGACCCUACAGGGUUAAAACCACCAUCUAGCUACCCUGGUCCCCUCAUGCCAACCUAAAUAUAGUAAAAUAUUACUUGUAUUCAAGUCUGGAGCUGCUUGCUUUGUCAUUGUUUCCUUUGACCUGCCUGCUGACAUCAGAAGUGGUAGCCGGAUCCAAUCACAAUGCUUCCCCCAUAGGAUUGGUUGAGACUGACAAAGAGGCAGAUCAGGGGCAGAGCCAGCGCAAUUCAAACACAGCCCUGGCCAAUCAGAAUCUCCUUAUAGAGAUUAAUUGAAUCAAUCUGUAUGAGGAAAGUUCAGUUUCUGCAUGCAGAGGGUAGAGACCAGGGCCGGAUUAACAUAGGGGCUGAUGGAGCUGCAGCUCCAGGACCAGUCCCAUGGAAUAGGCCCAUUUAAAAAAAAAUUAUAUUAUUUUAUUUUUAUUUAUUUUUUUACACACACUACUGGGUUUGCCAUCUGAUUGGUAUUUUAAGGCACAGCCAGUAUUUGAGGCUGCCUGGCCGUGAUGGUAUUGCAGUAAUACUAGCAAUACAAAUGUAAAUAUUUUUCUCUGAAUAAACAGAGAUUACUCUGCAAUAUCAGCACCGGCCAGUAGGGAUCACUGUGUAUGGAGAGAGGCAGGGAUAGGAAGUUACAGCAUAUCCCUCACUGCCUCUCUCUGCUCAUGAUACGCAGGGUAGCAGCUACACAGAACAGAGAGUUCAGACAGCAGCUCCCAGCCUGCAGAAACAAACUACAGCUCAGGGAAGUGAGGGAUGAUGGGAAGGGCAGCAGGGAGACACUAGGGGACACAUGGUGACACUGGGAGAUGUGGGGACGCUGUGAGACAUAGGUAGACACAUUUGGACACAGAGUCCCUAGUGUCUCAGUGUCCCCAUGGCUCCCAGGGUCCCCAAAUGUCUGUGUUCCCAUGUCUCCCAGUGUCCCUAGUAUCUGUGUCCCCAUGUCUCCCAGUGUCCCCCAAGUGUCUGUGUCCUUAUGCCUCCCAGUGUCUGUAUUCCCAUGUCUCUGUGCCCCUAGUGUCUUAGUUUCCUCAAAUGUCUUUGUCCCCAUGUCUCCCAGUGUCUGUAUUCCCAUGUCUCUGUGCCCCUAGUGUCUUAGUUUCCUCAAAUGUCUUUGUCCUCGUGUCUCCCAGUGUCUGUGUCCCAAUUUCUCACAGUGUCCCCAAAUGUCUCCGUGACCACAUGUCUCCCAGUGUCCCCAUGUCUGUAUCCACAAGUGCCAGUGUCUCUGUGUGCCCUAGUAUCCUAGUGACACGGGACACACAGAGACAUGGGGACUCAGACACUGUGAUACAUAGGGACACUGAUGCCAGGCUGACCUUCCAAUUCUUUGGACAGACAAACCCCCCCCUUUCGGCAUGUUCGCCCUUUUUGGCUUUUCUGGUCAUGUGAUUCGCAUCAGUGACCUACUCUUUUACCCCACCCAUUGGCUUCCUGCUUCAUUGGACACUGCUGUUAGGGGGUAUGGAUUUACUUGAAAUAUGAAAGCAUAAAUUAGAUAAAGAGAUUAGCAUAAAGUAUGUGUUUUCUUAUAGCUGCAUCCUUUGAGUUUCCCUACAACACCAACUCCAUCUGAGGAGUGGCCAGUGAAGUUAUCACUAGGCUGUAAACACUGCAUUUUCACUGAAAAGACAGUGUUUACAGCAAAAAGCCUGAAGAUAAUGAUUCUACAGAACAAAUUUAAUAAGCUGUAGUUGUUCUGGUGACUAUAGUGUCCCUUUAACACUGCCUCUAGUGGCUGUCGACCAGUCUCUAGGAUUUUCUAGAUCAGCAUGCUGUUUAAUAAUUCUGUGCUUGCAAUCUUAGUUUACUUUAAUAUUUAUGCCAAGUUAAACAUAUUUUUAUCAAUCUGUUUUCCACAGCAACUUUCAGGCUUGUGGUAUCACAACCGCACACAUCACCCAGAUUUGUUUGCUGCGCAGAACCAUCGAUCUUCCAAAUUCUCUGUCCAGUGUAGUACCUGUGAUCAAUUUUUUUCAAACCCAUCCAUCCUCCAAAAACAUGCAUUACUAGAGCAUGCUGGUAAGUGUUAUUUUUGGUGUAUGAUACAUGCAAUAUUGAUGUGUUUAAAUUCCAGUUUCCAUAAAAAUCAUAGUUGACAAUAUGGUGUAAUCAAAUAAAUUAGAGUUUUGAAGGGCAUGGUUCGAUCUUUAUUUCAAGAAUAAACUGUUCAGCACUAAAAGAUUUUUCAAACUGACCCAAUAACACACUGUGCAAUUUGAUUGGGCAAUGAAGCUAUUACUUAACCACUUAAUGACCACAUACGGUCUAUGCUGUCAUGCAGGGCUUUAAUGCCUAAGGAUAGCAUAGACCUUUAUACAAUAAAGGUACCAGCGGGGGGGGUUAAAGUUAGUGACAGUUGAGCUGUAAGUUCUGCUCAGCUGUGGUAUUUCUUUAUUGUCCCCAGCCUCCAAUGUUAAAAAAGAGGGAGGGGAACCCAGGUAUCUCUGCCAGUUGGUGCCACAUUCAGUGGCCCCAGACCGACAGGAGGGCUAUUAGAAGCGCUCAAAAUGAAUGCUGCUUAUACUCCUCUAAAUACCGCUGUAGAGCGAUCACACUACUGUGGUAAAUUUUAAAAUGCUUUUAGUGCCUUCCCUAACUCUCCAUCUCCUGCUGCAAUCACACUUUGUGAACUAGGAAAUGCCUCUGCUGACGUCGGUACUGAUCAGCAGAGGGAAUUCCUUGAAAGGUGGUAUGAGGGAUGAGGAGGUGUGUUUAAGACUGGGAUUAUGUGUUAGAUUAGGGGUUGGAUUAGCAUCAGAUUAUGGCAAGGAUAAUAGGUUGGAUUAAAGGUUGCAUUCAAAGUUUGAUAAGGGGCAGGAGUAGGAGAAAAUGUAUACAUGUGGGAUAUCAUUGUACUUGAGAACAGUAGCAGAAUAAAAAUGUGAUAUUUGCAGUAGUGGGACAUGUCUGUGGAUUUCUCUACAAGUCCUGCAGAGAGGUACCAGCCACUCGGUUCAGGAUCUACAGGGAGAAGCUGCACUUCUGCGAAAUCUUGCCCUACCAGAGGACUCACUGUCACACUCCCAGCCCUGGACCUACCGGAGGACUCACUGUCUCACUCCCAGAGGCACACCGAUGUGACCGGUCAAAGGUCACACCAUUCAUACCACAGGGGGCCUUGCCGUAUACUUAUGCUCCAGCCAUCACCUGAAGCUAUGGGCCACAUUCUUGAAUAUAAGUAAAGAUUUUAAGGGGGGUGGGGUCGACCGCCAUGCUGACCGGUCGCAUGCGGGAGAGGCUCCUGCAGGCACAGGCCCUUAAGCCUGAGAACUAAGACACACUAAGCCCAAAACAAGCCAAAAAGCGCAGUAAAGUGACCGGGUGGCGAUGGACGCUACUGCAGACCCCAAGGUCUGGAGUUUUGAGGCCCCUGGGGGCUACAUGAGACUUUGGAGACUGCGGCCUACUUGGGAGAGGAGCGGGGUGGACGGCCGUCGCCCUGACUCCAAAUCUAGCAGCCACACAGCAGCCCGGCAACACUCCUCACAGGCCCCCACAGGUUAUUCGGAUCCCCGGCCUCACAGCCAAAACGGCCGCCCCGCAUUUCAUGGGCUCUCUCCGACACACAAUGGGCAGAGAGAGGGAACAUCACUGCUCGGGGCUGGCAGAAGCGUGCAUCCCUGGACCGUCCUACCACAUCAUAAACCUGCUAAGUGAAUGGCAGACCAGGCCUUGGCACUCAGUGAGCGGGACCGGUCCCCAAGGGCCCUCGGACAUGGAGCACGGUGGGGAGGCUGCUCACACUACCACACAGCACCAGGAUGGACUACCUCGACGGGGAUCUCCCUUGCUGGCCCCAGAUGAAACCGACUGAGUUACAGCAGAAAGGUACCUACUGGACUCUCCACCUCGACGGAACCCUGCUAUCACCUCCCACACGUGACCCAGCAGCAAACAUGAGCCGAAGGUCAUAAUCUGGAGGGGCUGGUAACCGGACAUUUGUCGGCUGCCCGAACGCAUUGAGCCUGGAGGAAUAUGGGGCUUACACAACGAGACUCCAGUGGUUAUUCUUUUUCUUUCUCGGUGGUGUUGCCACACAUGCUUGUCACAUGCUGCAACAUCAAGACCUGGACUAUAUACCAUCCCCAGACCGUAAAGGCAACUAGCAGGACAUGAACAUAGAGGAUGCAUAGCUUGCCAGAGUAACUUAGCAUAUAGUUGAAUCUCAGCAGAACAUGUAUGCUUAGCUCACUAUAUAAAUGUUUUUAACAAGAAAUGUCCGCCUUGCUUGCCAGAGUAGCUUAAUACCUAAACGCACUAUAUGAAUGUCUAGCCUGACAGAGAGAACCUUAGACUGAAGGUUAAAUCACUUUGUUUCUGUUUUAUGCAGUCCUAGCCACACCUCCCCUGGCUAAGAUUGACAGAGCUUGCAUGAAAAAAAAACUGGUUUCACUUUCAAACAGAUGUAAUUUACCUUAAAUAAUUGUAUCUCAAUCUCUAAAUUGAACUUUAACCACAUACAGGAGGCUCUUGCAGGGUCUAGCAAGCUAUUAACACACCAGGAGAUAAGAAAAUCUUAAUUUAACAGAGCUUGCAAUAAAGAAAGCCUAAAUAGGGCUCUCUUUACAGGAAGUGUUUAUGGAAGGCUGUGCAAGUCACAUGCAGGGAGGUGUGACUAGGGUUCAUAAACAAAGUGAUUUAACUCCUAAAUGGCAGUGAGGCUGCAGGGGCAUGUUCUAUACACCAAAACUGCUUCAUUAAGCUAAAGUUGUUGAGGUGACUAUAGUGUCCCUUUAAGUUCAAACGCCUCCCUCCUGUGGGGAAGAAGAGAAUGAAAAGAAAAAAGGGCAAUGCUGCAGACCCUACCAUCACCUUAAGUGUAACUGUCUUUGUCAAAUGUGCAUUUAGCCAAGUGUGUCUAGCACAAACUACUGUUUUCAAAUACCCUGUUAUUUUCAUGUUGUACAAAACAAAAAUAAUGUGCUGUUUAAACUGCCACACUAUGUAAUGCCAUGAAAACGGUUGAAGCUGCUGUCAUGGCUCUGCACGCCUGUUGUCACGCUAUGCACUAAUAAAAUAAAGAAUAAAAAAAAAAAAAAAAUGUAGAAUAUAAAUGUAUAUAUAAUAUGUAUGGGUGCACUUAAACAGAACAUGGUCAAUUAUGGUAGAAUGAGUGCAUGGCAAGAGCACCAAAAGGCUUUGUUCACAAACCUGUUGCAUCACAAAAAAAAGCCUUGGUCCUUAUGGUGUGUUGUGAGUUUUGAUUAUUUUCUUUUUUAUUAUUUUUUUUAGAUGGCAAGCUUUAUGAAUGUGACAAGUGCAAGCAAACCUACCCAUCACCUGCUGCAUUACAAGUGCAUAUCAAAUGUAAACAUUCAGGUAAAGAAAUGGUGUGCUAUCUUGUAUAAUCACAUUAUUGAAAACUUCCCUCACCUUUCUGUGCUGUAUCCACUACAAUCACCCUCACUUUGCUGUUACAUAUUAAUUGUUAUGUUAUGCUAAUGUUUUCAAUUAUUUUAUUUUUUUUCCUCCUCCUUUGUCUACCACACGUAAUUUGAGUUGUUCUUUUGUCUUCUAGGAUCCCAACCAUUCCAGUGUCUUUAUUGUAGCGACUCUUUCCAGUUCCCUGGUGCACUCCAGCAUCAUGUUGCUACUCAACAUUUCAGUGAGACAGAAAGCACAUUUGGCUGUGAACUUUGUGGGGAGCUUUUCACUAAUCAGACUCAGCUGGAGAGACACUAUGAAACUGAACAUCUAACAGAAACAGAGUCUACCGAUGGUCAAGUAGUGCAGGUAUUGCUUGUCACAUUUUUUAAUUUUAUUUUUCUUAUUGCUCCUAUGUCUCUUUUAAUUGGACACUCAAUGCACCAUAACCUCUACAGCUUGUUCUUGUUAUAAUACAAGAAGUGUGAGUGCUAUGCCCCCAGUUUUGGUAAGUCGUUUUUUUUUUGGUUUUUUUGUGGACAGUUUGGGUGGGGAAAAAAGGUCUGGGUUGGUCUUGUCCUCGCACCCCAAAUCUGUCACAUUUGCAACCAGUCGGAUACUAUGGAGGAUUCACUUUUACGUUCUCAAUCCAGCUUCUUUUAACAUAAGACAUUAAUGAUGGACAGACCUGCACACAAAAAACACACACCAAAUGACACUCUUUGCAACUUUCUCACACAAAUCCAAGCAUGUUCUUCCAGAGGAGGGUUCUCCUGCUUAUAAGUGUGCUAAAACAUGGUCUAUUCGCUAUUCAGCUAUUUCUUCAUAUUUAAUUUUGCUGAUUUUAGAGAGAGCUUUACAUUUACUAGCAAUUCUGUUUGUACAAUACAUAUAGGAAAUCUGUUUAUCUCUCAGAUUACAUUGUUUUUGUCAUGAAAUGUGCACUUUAAUAACAUUCAGUCAUAGUCUUAAAGAUUGUUUAUGGUCCUGUCUAUUCAAAAAUUAAGCAUGAUGGUUACUAACUCCUGAAUAUUCCUUCUUCAUUAUGUCAUUAGGUCAUUCAAGGAGAAGAUCAAGUAUCAUCAACAGAACAAGUGAUUACUUUGGACGAGUCUCAUCUAGCAGGCUCCCAGGUUAUUGUGGCAUUACCAGAUUCUCAAAAUAGCCAAAAUGCUACUGAACUGGUGGCAGUGAGCAUGGAAGAUUUACUGGAUGGCACAGUUACUCUUAUUUGUGGAGACUCUGUUACUGGUGUAACACAAAGAACUCAAAGUUGAAAUGUAUACAGGACACCGAUAUGAAUUUUCCCAACUUUGGAUUUUUUUGCUGGUUGUAAAUUAGGACAGCUUUUAUACCAUUUGCAAUAUCAGUUUUAUUUUUGACACUAUAUUUUCUUCCUAGUGUAGUGUGUUUUUUUAUUUUUGUUUGGUUUUUUUGCUUUUUUCUUCCACUUCUCCCCUGCAAUCUUCUUCUUAAAGGGAAAUUGUCAUUAUUUUUACGGUUUUACAUGCCUUUUGAAAAACGGCCUUAAAAAUGUAGUGCAGCUUUUUGUGUAACAUUGGUGAACAUUUACAUAAUGUGCUAUUUUUGAAUUCUGAGUUCUUCAAGUUAAGGUUUUUGUGUCUUGUUAACUUCCUCCACUCUCAAUAAGUCUUAUACAUCAAUCAUUUGCAAAUUUCUGUAUAGUACUUUAGAACCAGAAUAUUUCUAUCUAUUUAUUUUUAUUCUUGUUCUACAGCUGACAAAGGUGCAGUAUUUAAGGAUGUCUGUUUCGGUAACCUGUAUUUUCUCUGCCGAGUAGUGCUAUUAUGUUGACACCUUUUCCAUAAUAAGCUAAGUAAACAAGUUUGCCUGGGCUAAGAAUAAUUAUCUAGUAAUGUUAAGUGUUUCCAAAGGUCCCUCUCAAGCAUAGAGCGUGAUGAGAACAAUGUAAAAUGGUUUGAAUGCAUAUGUGAUCUGAUUAAUCCUAGCAGCAUGCCUUCAACUCGGGCUGUCCGUUUCCUGUUGAGUGUCCCAUAUAUGCUUAGUUAGUGGAUAUCCAACUCAAAUUAAAAAUUCAAAGCUCCUCGAAGAAUAAGGAUUUCAGGAAACAUGUCUACACACCUUAAAAAAAAAAAAAAAAAGUCUGUAUCAGCGUUUACAGCAUCACAAGAGUAUGCGGUCUAUUUAAAAACAAGAUGUAAAUGUACACACAAACUCAACGGUCUCUAAAAUUCAAGUAUGAAAAUAUACACUUUCCACUUCUCAGAUACUUAAGCACUAAACACAACCCACACAAGAAAACUUAUUUUAUUUUAUUUUAUGGGCCAGGCUGCGGUGCUUAUCAACUUGAAUAAAAGGGGCAUACAAUCCAAAUAUUAUUAACAAAUUAAAAUUUUUAGUUAACUUUAAUAAACACCAAUGCCAGUCAGUCAUAGCUAACCUGACCGCCUUUAAAGUAUAUCCUGUACUAUUAAGCAUUUGUCCCUUCAAUACCCCCAACACUAAUGAAACCACAAGGGAAAGGAAAGCCAGGUCCGCCAUCGCUGUUUAUAUCUUCUUAAAAGUCCAGCCGUGGUGACAGAAUUGCACUUGUGUCAGGCCCCUUUAUAAUCAUACAAUCCCACUAUUUAGCACUUUUGAUACCGCCAACCAAUCUCUGGAUAGUCACCUGGUAACAGACUGGUCACUGGAAUGUGCCCACAGACUAGCCACCCCAUAGAAAAUUAUUUCUAUCCUACCUAGCAACUUCCUAAAUGAAACUCCGCUAGAAUACUACCUAGAGAUAACGUGACCCCCAUUUUAACUCUUUCUUGCUACCAUACAUGUUCUGCCACAGUGCUUAAUGCCGUGGCUUUUUUAUUAUAUUUUUAAAGGUCAGCUCUGUUUUAUCUUAAAUGGGAACUGUCACUUGUCAGUUUUUUUUUUUGUUUUUUUUUUUGUUUUAUUGUAAGGUUUACUCAUACCUAUAUGUAUUUGAGAAAAUAAAAUUAGAUGAAGGAAUCCGCAACACUUUGUCCUGCGAUAGGGUGCCUCCAUCAUAGCUGCCUGUUAUUCGUACUUACAAGCUCUCUCUUUAGUCAGCAUAGAGAAACAGUGGAAGAGUGGAAAAGAAACGUUUCGAUUUAUUUUUAUAUUUACCUUGUGUGAACGGGAUUAUGGUGUCAUUUGCUAAAUCUUUAGUGUAAAUGAAGACCAAAAAAAAAAAAGAGCAUCUCAUAAAAAGAAAAAAGUUAACACUCUUAACAGGUGAUUUUCAGUGUUUUAUUCAAUUGAGCAGACUCCAGACAAGUUACAGUUCCCCUUUAAGUACAAAAUGUAUCUAUUGAUGACAUGUCUUCAUUUUUUUUAGUUAUAUACCAUAGCUUCCAUUCCUUGUUGAGACAAAUUCAGUGAUUGAAACUAUGGUAUCCCUGUUUGACAAAUGUGUACACAAUGCAGCUGUUCAUGUAUUCUAAUUUACUUUAAACCAAACUGAGCCCAUUUUAACCCAUAAGAGAACCAACCUCCAGCUUCUAUUUGAGUGGUUUUCAUUAUUUAAAGGGACACUAUAGGCACCCAGAUCACUUCAGCUCAUUGACGGGGUCUGGAUGCACUGUCCCAGUCCCCUUAACCCUGCACUGGUAAUUAUUGCAGUUUUUGAGAAACCUUGGAGGGUUAACUCCACAUCUAGUCUCUGGUAGUCUCUACAAGACACAACUGACGCUGGACGUCCUCACGCUGUGCAUGAGGACAUCUAGCGUCACCCAAAACUCUGUUGGGAAAUAUUGUGUAAUGCUUUCCUAUGGGAUUCUGGGUGAAGUCCUUAUGCGAGUUAUGUGCAGGCACAUCAGGUGUCAUGUGUGUAUGUGUCCAUCCCGCUGGCUGAUGGAAAAGGAGGAACAUCGGCACUGGAAUCAGGUGACAGAAGGGGUUUUUAACCCCUUCUUCACCACUGGGGAGGGGGGGGGACAGUAUUGGUAGCUAUCGUGAUAGGAAAACACCUUUAUUUUCCUAGCACUAUAGUUUCCCUUUAAGUAUAUUGGCUUUUUUAACUGCUUUUUCACACUGUACUUGUCUUACUCAAAUCUAUAACGUUAUUGAACGUGUGCAUGUGAUGACAUACACAUAUCCUUAUUUAAUUCAUAGAAAAAACAAAUGGACCAGAAGGAGUGACACAGAGAUAUGCCACUUCCUUGUAGAUACAUUAUCUUUAGAAUAUAAAUUAAAAGGAGGGCUUAGUCCACCCCGUCUGGUAUACCCUGUGCCUGUUCAUUGUUGUGCUUUGCUAGCAGUGUUCAUUCUGUGUGUGAGAUACUGCUGGAAAAAAAAAUUCCCACCGUUUUUUGUUUUUUUUUGGAAACCUCAGUAAGACAUGUUUCCAGGCUGUCUACUAUCCAUAAAAGCAUCUAUUUUUUAACAUUAGUAACCCAAAGAAAUCUCAAGCAAAAAUAUAGAUAAAUAUAGUUAAAUUAGCAACAUUAGUAUAUUCUAAACACUUACAAAUGUAACAUUGAAUUUCUGUCUUGUGUUCAUAUAUCUAAGAUUCAUAUAGCAUCUUCCUGUGGAAGACAUUGAGCAAAAUCAUUUUCUAUAACUUUGAGUCCAGAUCUACUAUUAUAGUUAGCUAUAUUUGAAAUUGAUAAUCUAGCAGUCACAGUGAGAUGGAAUGUGGAUAUUUAAAUUUUUUUUGUUAUACUAAUCCGAAUCAUACAUCACACGUGUAUGAAUUAAUUUGAGGGACGGGGGAAUAUGUUUUUACUUUUAGGAAUAUGAUUAAAAUAAUUUCUGGCUCUGAGUUUUUGGGGGUUUUUUCCUUAGAAGAAACAAAUUAUUAGUUUAAUAUGUAAAGUAAAUUAAUAAAACCAAACUUUAUACAUGUAUAUCCCUUAAUCUAAAAGUUCGAUAUUGUGCUCAGGCCAUUCUAAAGUCUGUGCUGUCUGCAUCUUACCAGAAAUUGAUGCUACUAAUAUACCACUUAUUGUUCAUAGAUAUGUUUAAUCCAAAGAUUAGAUUUUUAUUCAAGUUUGAGAAGUUUUGUUUUUGAAUAAAAACUGCUCAGUUCUUGCACUUCCUCUCCCCCCUCAAAAAACAAAAAAACAAAAUCAGAUGUCAUCCACAGAAGAAAAAGAAUCACAAAUACAUAUAUUUACCAGGUUUAAUUGUGUACAUGCACUUGUACGCAUGAAUACAGAGGCAAAAAAAUGACUAAAUAUUUCUAUACUACCUUGAAAUAUAUAUACUUUAAGUACAGAUGUGUUAUUAAAGGCUCACCUUUCCUGUGCACCCUCAUGUGGUCAAGCUAAUUUCUCCUAAUAUUGUAAUUUAACUUAUUAAAGUUUAUAUGUUUUCAAUUAAGAAAAGAAA